GAAACGAUCGAGUGUGUAAUACUGAAGGAGAUUAAAAACAACAGCUGAACGAAAUCAAGAAUAUAUUUUCAAAAUAGGGGAGUGGGGCCGGCUGUAGGAUGGAAACUAUGAUGGCAUGUUGGAUAGCAACUAUAAGAUGGCAAGUUGGAUGGUAACUAUGAUGGUAUGUUGGAUAAGAACUAGGGAAGCAUGUUGGAUGGGAAUUGGGAUGGAAUGGUGGAUUGGAUUAAAGGUAAUUUUGGAUGAGAACUAGGGUGGAAUUUUGGAUGGGAUCUAGAAUGCCAUGUUGGACGUGAACUUGAAUGGCACGUUGGAUGAGAACAAGGAUGGUAUGUUGGAGUGGAACAAGGAUGUCAUGUUUGAUGGGAACAAGGAUGGCAUGUUGGAUGGGAACACGGAUGUCAUGUUUGAUGGGAGCUAUGAUGGCGUGUUAGAUAGGAAUUAGAGUAGCAUGUUGGAUGGGAACUAGAAUGGCAUGUUGGAUGGGAACAAGUAUGGCACGUUGGAUGGGAACAAGGAUGACAUGUUGGAUGGGAACUAUGAUGGCAUGUUGGAUGGAAAUUAUAAUGUAAUAUUGGAUGGGAACUAGGGUGGCAUGUCGGAUUGGAACUAGGAUGGAAUGUUGGAUGGGAACUAGGGUGGCAUGUUGGAUGGGAACUAGGGUGGCAUGUUGGAUGGGAACUAGGAUGGCAUGUUGGAUGGGAAUUAGGGUGGCAUGUUGGAUGGGAACUAGGGUGGCAUGUUGGAUGGGAACUAGGAUGGCAUGUUGGAUGGGAAUUAGGAUGGCAUGCUGGAUGGGAAUUAGGAUGGCAUGUUGGAUGGGAAUUAGGAUGGCAUGUUGGAUGGUAAUUAGGGUGGCGAUGGUGAGUAGUAUGGGGAGGGUGAUUAGUAUGGGGAGGGUGAGUAGUAUGGGGAGGGUGAUUAGUAUGGGGAGGGUGAGUAGUAUGGGGAGGGUGAGUAGUAUGGGGAGGGUGAGUAGGUUCGGCAGGGGUGUGGGGAGGAAGACGGCAAGUGUGACGCGGAACUGUGUGGGGAGUGGGGUAGAGAGUAUGGUGGGGAGUAAUAUGGGGAGUCGUUUUGGGAAUUGAAUGGGAACUUUAAUAGUGAGCUGGAUGGGAAUGUUUUUUUAAAAUCAGUAUUGAAAGUGGGCCAGAGAAUCGGAUGGGGUAUGUGGUGAGGAUUAGACUGUGGAGUUGAUUUGUUGGUCAGUUCCUAAGACUUUUAGAUUGAUUCGCUGAAAAGACUUAUUCUUGAUAAUGCAACAUAAAGUUGUCCAUGACUCAAUACUGAAGAUGGCAAAUAAAUACCAACUGAAGUCAGUGUUGUCAUUUUGGUGACGGUCAUAGCAAAAGUAAGUCUCAAUGGAAACUGUUUUCGUCUUGAUGUAAAGAGAAGGUCAGGCUCACUUGGUGCAAGAGUAACUCUUGGAAGAAAUACCCUGUUACUUUUAAAAGAUCGGAAAGGUCGGAAUUUCACAGUCAGAGACUUUCUACAUCAUUCUGUUGCCAUUACAAAUAACACUUAUUGAGUCAAAGCUUCGUAGCAACAUGGCUGUUGCGCAAAACUCUAGUUAAGUCUAUGAGGGAGCACACCUCCAGGUGUUAAGCUGUUUAAAAAGUCCAUAUGAUAGUUAGCUGCCUCCUCGGGAUUUUCACUGUCUCACUGAAUAGAAUCUUUGCUGAUAAAUCAUUUCAAUUCAGACUGAAUUCGUCUAAGGACACUAUAAUUAUGUUCCAUUGACUCGUAUUUUGUGUGUGUGUGUGGUGUUUUUUUUUUUUUGGUCAGGAUUGCGCGGUUAGCAAUGCUGUCAAAUCUUAAUUUGAUGACCUCAUGUAAGACAGCAUAAAAAUACAUCAAUUUCAAUGCAGACUGUAGGAAUUUCGAAGAUGACUUCCUCUAGUCCAGGCUCAUGGAGUGUUCCAUUCCCAAGUUUUAAAAGCCCAUCGGAAAAGCCUCGGUGUUCUUUCUGGUGGGACAUUGUUCUUAUUGGCAUUCAUGCUUUGGUCUAACAUGAGGACUUGAAUAUUUUCCCAAAACUUUCUAUUCUUCAUUUAUGUAUUUCAUUUAUUCUUCAUUUAUGAAGAAGUAAUUCGGUUCUGCUGCCACGUGGAGCAACAGGGAGACUUUGUCUAAAAUCUUCACCAAUAAAGAAGACCGCACCUCCAAUGUUUUUUUAGAAGAAUCGUUUUAGCUAAGAGCUCUUUCUACGGUGUUCCAACUGCAUUUACUCCAUUGAAGCUUUAUCCCAAAUUAUCACUUAGGCCUUUUUUGGUUUAUUUGCAGUAUUAGUCAUAUGUCGAACAUUAAAUGUUGAUGUUUCAUUUAUUGGAAUAGGCAGCCUGAAACGAUUGUGGGAAGUUCUUCCUCAAGCAAAGUUACUGUUAUGCUUGUAAAUGCAAAUGGCAAGACUUGUUCAUCUUUGCUACGCACAUAGUGCUUAAUUAUGUUGUAAAGGACGGUUUCACCACUUCCGCCAUGUCCAUCAGAAUAGAUGUUGGGAUAAGUUAGGGUUUUCAAUUGCUUCCCUGAUUUUGUCGAAAGCCCUUAUUUGCACUUGGUAGAGCAUUUUAAACUUUUCUUCGAACAUUGUUUUUCGGGCUAUCGGAUCGUAAUAUUUUCCAGGAGGGAUUCGGUCGUCUGGAAGUUCUAUUCCAAAAUCUGCCAAUGACUGUCCAAUGUUUUCGAAGGAAAGAUUCAAUGUUUUAAAGUGACAGAUAGAGAGCUUUUUCUCCAUCAGGAAAGCAUAUCUUAUAGUCUUCCACAAGACUGUCCUUAAUGUCUUUCAAAUAACGCUGCUGCGUCCGAUGGCUCACACGUAAUUCAAAUAAAUGCAAAAAACUGCCCCAGUUGUACUGGCAUUUGAUGAGUUGCAGCUUCUGUUAGGCAAGUAUCCCUUUCUGAUUCAUCAUCAGUUAAUCCCUUUGCAAUGCAUGCUUCUUGGAAACUUGCAAAGGAGACGUGAUUUCCUUCGACCGUUGUUAGGUCCUCGAAAGACAUUGCUCCCCUGACAUUGAGAAUUUUUGUUAUUUUAAGUAUAAUGUUCGGGAAUUUCAUUAUAUAAAUUAAAUACUAUCGGGCGGUUACCGGAAAUUUGACCGAAAGAAACUUCGUCGACGGUAAAUUUCUUUUUGAACGCACUAUCCUAUUUAAUAAAACAAAAUAAUGCGUUCAAAAAGAAAUUUAAAGCAAAAUUUUAACGUAAAAACUGAAAACAAAGAUUCAACCAAAUGUCUGUUCGAUCAAAAUUACCGUCGAUCAAUUUACCGUCGACGCAAUUUCUUUCGAUCAAAUUUCCGGAUACGCUCUCGGACAUUGUGGUCUUCUUGAAAAGGGUGGGCAUUUUCCCACAUGAUCAGUUUGAUGGUGCAUCUUGUAUUCCCUGAGCCUCGAGCAUGUUUCAGGAGCACUUAAAUAUCGGGUAACCAAAUAAUUGUUUACUUCGUCCCAAUGAAUAGUAGCUUCCAGUUAUGUUGGAAACUGUAAGGAAUUGAAUACUUUUUUUUAAAUAAAUGCGUUUUUUUAUUGCCACUUAUCCAUCUUCUUAACUGGGCAGUACCGGUACUGAGUAUGCGUGCAUCUACCAGCGACAUAACAUUCAGACGAGUAGGGGUAACCUAGCUAUAGCAGAGUGAAGGCAACAUAGCUGGUAAAAGAAUUGGGGCAACAUAGCUGGUUGAAGAUUGGGCAGCAAGGCUGAUAGAUGUGUGAGUGUGGGGCACAGUAGAAAAAGGUUUGGGGGGGGGGGGUGUUAUAGAGAUAUAAUAUAGAAAAGGGGGGGGGACAGAAGAAAAAGGUUUGGGGGGGGGGGGGUUGUUAUAGAGAUAUAAUAUAGAAAAGUGGGGCAAUAUAGGUAGUAGAAGAGUGGGGUAGAAUAGCUAUUUAAGUUGUGACAGCGUAGCUGGUAGAACAAUAUGACAUCAAUUUUAAUAAAGUAAUUUAAUUUAAAUUAACACAUACACAUUACAUUUUUAUACUCUAAAAAUAAUUUUAUUAAAAGUUUUUGGAGCUCGAGCAGUAAGAAAGUUUACCAGGUCCAGCUCCACUCUAGUUCCAGGGAAAAAGACCCUGCUCCAGAGCUCCGAGCUCCGCUUAAAAUCCCUGCUUUCUUCGUUAUGAAGUUUAUUUCUAUUAAAAUCACAAGGAAAAAAAAAGUUAUUAUAAUAGUUUUGCAUCGGCAAGGAUAAAAAUAUUAACAUAUUGUUUCUUGGUCUUGUUUCUAUUUCGUUUCAUCAUUUCAAAACCCGCGGAGGCUUAAAUUGUCUAUUUUUAGAAAAAUAAAUAAGCCGCAGGAAUCCCCUCAUUUGAUUGGUUACCAUAUCAAGACGUGUCUAUUGGAUUAAAAUCAUGUUUGCUAUAAAUUUCAUGUUUAGUUGAGUUUCAUUUUAUUCCAUUACCAGAAACAAAAUAAAACAUUAAAUAAUAUUUUGGUAUUAUACAAAUAAGUUAAAAUAACACCGACCUAAAUCUAUAUUUUUUCCCCCCCGUAAGGCUACAAGUGAGUAGUCAGGCCUGUUACACAGUCACAGCUGUGUGCAAGGGGAACUACUACACUAAAGCAGACGGACGAGCCUAACACGGACCCUCCUACUCCUGCUCCCAUCGGUUAACGGCUAUCCCUUGAGGUUUUUUGGUUAUUAUUGCCAAACCUCGGGGACACUACGAAAAUGGACCUUCUCUGCGGACACGAUAGAAAACUUGGUUAUCUGGAAGAGCCAGAUAUGGUGGAUUUUUUGGAUUCGAAUGAGAUAUUUCACACUCCUAUGAUGGUACGUACCGUUCAUGAAUAAACAUAUUGUGUGGUAUGGUGUACUAACCCGGCAUGUUCAAGUGUUCCAUAUGUUGUAACUUUUAAACAUUUUUGUUAACAUUUUAUAAUCAAAAUUGUCAUUUUAUUUUAUUAAAAACUGUUAUAUGUUUGUUAAUCAUCAUGUAGGCAAGUAAUUUGAUUAGGCUUUGUCUAACAUUUAUCACAUGGAUGGGACCAAGCAAUGGCAAUACCUGGGCCUGAUAACUGAGCCCAAAGUAAAAGGCAAACACCGGUAGAUCCGGGUGACGCCCAUCAUGAAUCUUUCGGUUAAAAUUAUUGUAUCUUAACAGGGUUGUUGAGUUCAGCAAAGGAGGACGUGUAAACACUCCCAUAAUCUUAUGGACCACGGAGAGCCCAAAGUUUUCUUGUUUACUAUGGACAUACACUGUAUGAUUCGUAUGAUACAGGGCUUUCUGACUUCUGAGUCUGAGAGGAUCAAUAAAGAAUACUUAAAUAAUAAAUAACCAGCUCAUCAGUAUCAGGGCCAGUCUAACUUAUCGCCUUUUAAAAAAAAACAACAAAAAUAUUUACUUAUUACGUUACUUGGAUAUUAGCUUUAGAAGUUAGUGUUUUGAACUUUAACAGUAGACUAACUACUUUGACUUUAAUUAAUAGUAUUUAGCCUAAAUAAUAAUGAGUCUAUUCUAAUGACCUUAUGCUGCCCACUGCCAUAAUUACUAAUGACCCUUUUAAGUAAGUAUAAAAAACAAUAUGAUGAAAGGUAGUUUACUAUUUCAUGAGGUUAAUGCCUAAUAACAACAAAGAGGUACACAAAACUAGAUCAUACUAUAAGUAUAAGAAUGGUGGACAUUAAAAAAUGUAGGCCAAGGAAUUUAAAUGUUUUAUUUCCAACUUCUUUGAGAGAACCCAGUUCCAAGUGUCUUUCUAAAAUAUUAAAAACUAGUUUGUCAAACUCAACCAAACAUUGGUUCAGAAGAGCUGGUGCCAAAGGCUGAUUCCCAAAGUUGGCUAUAGGCCUAUAAAUAUUCUUAUUAAAAAUGUUAUGAUUAUGCUAUGGGUAGCAGUAGGUCUAUAGUGUAGAAUUGUAUAUUGAAAUCAAAUUAAUUAUAUGCUAAUUAUUAUGUCAAGUAACUGCAAUAAAUGAUAUCAUAGCUGUAAUUAACUAAGCUAUUUAAUUUAUACUUGUUUCUUAAUUAUAGAAGAUAAAGCACCAGUUGAAGAUUAAGACAAUCUUUAAAAUAAUUUCAUUUUUAAAUUUUCCUUAGUAGGCCCUAUCUUUCCUAGUAUUUUAAUAUUUUUUUAAUAAUAAUUAUUUAUAAUAGUGAAGCCCAUUAGCUUAUAAAAAUUUAAUAGCUUUCUUCUUUCACAUUAUAAUUACGUGACUGUCACCUAUAUAGCACAGCACAAUUUCUUUAAAAAUUCUUGGCAGGUCAUAUCCCUCCUAAUUUAAUACUCAAGAAGGGCAAACUGUGAAUUAAAACAUUUUUUCCAUAGGCAAAUUGAAGGUGUUACAACUAUUGGAAAAAAAUUGUGCCCAGCACUUUUUGUUGCCUAUAUAAUGCUAGUCCAGCCAUCUAUCAAAAUGUAAAUUUGUUACCUAGUCUUGUAGCCUGAUGAAUCAAAUAUGCAUUUAAAUGUAUUUAAAAUUGUGCUUUAAGUUUGUAUUUUGUAAAAUUAUUUUUCCUUUUAAAAAAAAAAAAGUAUAUCUAACGUAUAUUUUCAUCUCCUAGCUUUAAUAUUAAUAGCUCAGUUGCUUAGCCCAAAUUCAGCCCUGUUUAUUGCUCCUUUUAUUGUUGAAGAAUUUUUUGUAGUUAAUUAAUAAUUACUGUAUUACAUCUUCACUAGCUACUUACUGUAUUACAUCUUCACUAGCUACUUACUGUAUUACAUCUUCACUAGCUACUUACUGUAUUACAUCUUCACUAGCUACUUACUGUAUUACAUCUUCACUAGCUACUUACUGUAUUACAUCUUCACUAAAUUGUAGGUGCUUGAGCAAACAUUUUCAUUUAUUACUCUAUUGAAUUAUUUUUUUAGAAUAUUUUACCUUUCUUUUUAAUUGGCUGCAUUGAUCUCCCCCCCCCCCCUCCCCCAUCUAUUUUUAAAUGAUGGUUAUUUACCCCAAAAGUGUGGCUCCCCUCUCCCACCCCUAGAUAAACUACUGAAUGUUCUAAUUCUUUUAUAUUGUUAUCAGACUUGAACUAAAGCUUACAAAGAUUUUUUGUUUCCUAAAGCAAUCAUUGUGCAUCUUACACUUCUUUUCAUUAGCUUUAUCAGUGUUGUGAUAUUGUUGAGAGUGCUGUCCAUGUCAAAGUUCACCUAUCUCAUUUCGCAUGGCCCAUUAGUGUUUCCACUACUAUCUGUUAUGACAUGAUACUAUAGUCUUAAAGCUAAGGACAAUGAGUUAUAAAAAAAGCUAUUGUAGGAGUCAGUGGUUUGCUCCCUUGUCACCACGAGAAAUGGCUUUGAGAGCAUGGGUUUUGAAUUUCCAUUUCCAGGCCAUUCGCUUACAUCUCACCAGUGUCUUAUCGCCAUUUUUUUGUAAUCUUUUUCUGUAGCUGGGUCGGGAACCACAUUUUUUUGUCUAGGCACAAGCUUCCAGAGCGUGUUCUUGGUGGGGGGGGGGUGCUUUCCUUAUUUAUGUUUAGAAGUGGGAAAGGUCUUUAGUUUUGUUUGUGCAAUGUCUGGAACAAUAUGAAAACUCCAACUUGGACAUUCACGUUUUGGUAUUUACAGGAAUGCCGGCGAUAUGACUCUGAUUACUCUUUGUAAGAUCUGAAUUGGGUUAUAGAUGUAAAACCCAUUGACGUUAACCUUUGCCUUCUGAGAUCCCCCAUAAUAUCGACAAUUAACAUUUGCUUACUUACAACCUUGCAUUAUAAGAUUUCCAGCGAAUGAUCGUAGCCAAAGUUAUCACUGUAUUUCCCUCUAAAAUAUUUUUUAACCCCCCCCCCCCCCCUUUCCGUUCAGCACUUUGUUUGCUAUAAUUUAUAUCUUUCAACAUCGAGUUGGUGUGUCCCGUGCUUACCUAAGAUUGUAAACAUAGAUUUAUAAAUGAUUUCACCAGGGCAAUAAUUCAUCUGUUCCUCUUCCAGUGUUGAGCCGCGCCUUUACUGGAGCGUUCCGACAAUGCCAGUAGUUUGCAUUCUAGCGUUGGCCAGGGGGUUUCCUUUUAUUUCUGGCAUUUUAGAUUUCUGAGUGUGCGUAUCUUGAGAACAACGUGCGCUUUUCCCACGGCCAAGAACACGUUUAAAAGAAAAAAAAGUUCUUUCUGGGUCAAACAAAAAAUUAUAACAAAAAAUAUAAGAAAAUCCCAUGUCUGCGCCCCACUCACAAUAUUGAGUUUUUCAAAACAGUAAUGAUCCCCCCCCCUUUUUUUUUUNUUCUUUUGGAUUUCUCCAAGGCCAAGGCUGCUUUAGAUUUAACCCAAUACAUGCACCUUGUUUGUGUUAACCAAUGGCACAUUGAAGCAAUUUAUGGGGUAAAAUAUAUUUUUCUUAAUAAACUGUGUUUUGUGUGUGUUUUUUUUUUUUUUUUAAUUUUAAAGAAAUUCACGCUGAAUUAAAAAUCGGAAAAAAUGAAAUUGUAGUGAAAGAAAAGCAUAUCUAUAAUAAUAAUAAUUAACACAGGGCGAUAGAGCACAGCGGUGAGGAUGGCUUUGAGAACUGGGUUGUAUUGUGAUCUACCCGUCUUGAUAUCGGCAUUUGCUUCAUUGUUGCCAUUCUUAUCUGGAGCUGUCUAGCGCUAACAUCGAUGGUAAUCUCUCACAUCUACGUCUAUAUCUGCCUGUGUCUCUUCGCUAUCUGGGUCUCCCGGCUAUCUCGGGCGUCUUAGUGUUCAUUGAAAGCCCUAAUGUUAUCUGCUUGCCAACACUGGUUAUGUAGUCACGAUCUACCAAAGGGUUGCAUUAAUGCUUUGUUAUUAAAUGAAAUGUCGAUGCUCUGGCCCAACUCAACCGAUCUAUCGGAUGCAGUGCUGAUGCUAGUGUUGAUUUCUGACCACGAUCCACAUAGUUGUUUUAUUCAUUUCAAAUCUUAUGUCAAGAUGAGUGUUUAAAGGGAUUUAGCUAUUCGGUCUUAAAAUGCUAGCCUGACAACUUUCUAAAUUGCAAUGCAUUAGUAUGGCAUUAAACGUACUAGCAAUUUCAAGCGCGUUAAAUUAUGCAAGGUCAGCGCGUUCGUAUUUUACAAACAGGAUGUUGAAUUAAAAAUGAUUUCCUUAAUUUUUAAAUUGACUAAUUUUUGUGGUGAACGAUUCAUUUGAGAAAGAAGUGAAGAUAAAAUAUGAUAACACAGGAUGUGGUACAAAAACAUCAAUUUUAAUUAUUUCUUCUAGGAGCUCUAUUUGAAGUGACAGGAAUCUGCCUUUUAAAAAAUCCACGAAGUAGCAUCCAGUUGGCAUAGUUGGUGCCUACUGUAAUCGCAGCAGUCAAAACACAGGUCGACCACCUCGCUAAUGUAAAAAUAAAAGAACCAUCAGUUUACCCAGACAGUUGUGGGUACGAUAACCUCCACGGAAAGUAAGCCUCUAGCUGCUGGGGAGGGGGGGGGGCAGCAGGCGGUGUAGGUAAAGUCUUAACAGGACCGAAGUAUUCCUUUUUUGCUUUGGUCUUAGCUUUUAACAGAAGCUGCGUAUAAAAGGUGUAGGGUUUAUGGCCAUAUAAUAAGGAUUCCAGAAGUUUCGUUUUAUGUAUGCUGCUUUCUUACCAGAAGGGGAUCUUCUAACUGGCUGCUUUUAAUGCAGACUCAUGCCACAGACACUCAACACCAUUUCCCAGAUUUUCUUCCUCCCAUUUCUUUUCUUGUAACAGUAAAAGCUCGGGAGUUUUUUCUUUUUUUUUCUUUUAUAUUUAAAGUUUGUCAUGACCUACAUAAAACAAGUGGGGUUGUGUGAGGGGUGGGUGGCUGAUGGUGAGUUUGGGGGGAGGGUAGUGCGUGCCCGCGUCCGUUAUUACUGAGUCACUUUCUCAGGCGGGGGAAGAUGAGUGCUUAAGAUAUCGCUGUUGGUUUGUUGAUAUUGAAUAAACAGGGUGAUGGGAUGAAUUGAAAUAACGCAGUCAGUCUUGUAACCGCAUGGGUACUUGGUAAAGGUUGGAAAGGGUCGUUGUCGUUAUUUGAAAUGACAGUCUGUAACCACAUGGGUAAAGAUUAGAAAGCGUUGCUGUUACUAUUUCAAAUGACAAAGUAAAGCCGUAAUGCGAUCGGGAACAAGUCCAGUAUCUCGUUAGCAUCAGGUAACUUUGGCCUCUCAAACCAAACCGCCCAAACGGCCGGAUGAGGACCAUUUCGAUAGCCGCGACACACCUGCUCAAGCUAAUUACGUCAUAUGACAACGUUUUGCAUUAUUACAACCUGUUACACUGAUCUCUUUGCUUGGCCUCACGUGGAUAUGCACUGCCAGCAUCUCCCUUCACAACCAUCCCCGAAUGAUUGUUGGAGGACAUUUAGUUACUGAUUGGUUCAUGUUUAUAUUGUAUUUCCUUGUUCAUAUCUUGUGUUCACAUGUUUUAUCAUUUGCCCCUAGAACUAUACUACAAGCCAUCGCCAUUUCGUGUUCUUAAAAAAAAAACCCAAAAAGCCUCUGGACGAAGCCUAUGGGUUAAGGAUUAUUUUCUCUGCUGUUUAACACGACAGUAGCAGAUUAUAAGCGUUGUGGAUCAUGUUCAAAUUGUAAGAACUGUAAUCACGCUGGAUGUGAUCAUAGAUUGGCUAGCGCCAUAACAACAUGAGAUAAGACUCACAAUACCUUCCUGUGUAGGGCGCGUUAAUUGAUGGAUUAUUCAGGUGGUAAUUCACAAUAUCACUAAUCCAAUAGAUAAAUCACCUCUACCUACACAGUGUGGCCUCAUGGACUGGUUGUGUUGUGAUAUGAACUUCAAGGAUUACUUCAAAAAACGAUUGAUCUACCGCGUAGCCAGUGCGUUAAAAUAAAAAAAAAAUAAUAAAAAAAAAUAAUAAUAAUUUCAUCAACAUACACGAGUAUUUUGUUUAAAUGUGUAUACAAUCAAAACUCUGUUAAAUAAAAAAAAGAAAACAAAAAGAAGAAGAAGCUGUUUUGAUUUUGCUGCUUAGCCCUUUCUUGUAAAGGGAACCUAUAGGCUACACCGGCUUCUAUGGAGUUGGGCUAAUAACUGUACUCACACUAAUUGCCCUGUGCCUAACUAUAGAAGUCAUGGAUGUCUGCCAGGCAUUCACUCCCACACCGCCUGGGCUAGUUGUAUACACUCCUCCAACUGUGCUAUAUUUAUAGAGUCGCCUUGCCUUGAUUUCCUGCCGUGAUGGCAGCAGGUCUCACAUGACUAAUUACACACAACAGAUUUAACAGAGACGCGUUUCAAUGGUCUGACGAGGCUUUGACAAAUGUAGACCACAAUUCUUUUUAAGGUGUCCAGAAAUUAAUCCACCCAUAAAAACCAAUUCAGGUGCCGCCACCACUGAAACUACUUAAAUUAUCCCUUCGGUUGUUGCCAGCUUGUUAUUUGUUUUAUAUUGCAACUUACCCGUGUAAACUUUGCAUUGAAUUAAACACACAUUCAGAUCCCUCUGUACUUGCCUUCCAAUAAUUAUACGUUUUAUUGCCCACAUGCUGGAAGUGAAAUUUAAAUUUCUUAGACCCCCCACACCAACCCCUGUGCUUCAAAGAAGAUCCCAUCUGUAAUCAAAGAAAUAGAAAUUUCACAUGCAUUCUGAAAGCGUGUACGAAACGGGCAGUGUGAAUGACCACUAACACGCAAUGUGAAUGACCACCAACACGCAGUGUGAAUGACCACCAACACGCAGUGUGAAUGACCACUAGCAUGCAGUCCUUAACAUGUUAUUUGUACAGCGAGAAACUUACCUGUCUUUUUACCUGUCCUAAAAAAAAACAAACAAACCCUAUGCUAAUUUGUACUAGGUCAGGAGGCUGCUGUUGACCUAGUUGAUCAGCACCUGGUGAUCAGCAGGUUAUCUCUGUCGUGAACCGGCUGUUUCCCAGUACGAUCAUGAAUAUAUUUUCAAAUAGUUUAUCCUACAAGUUGGUUGUUGUCGGUCAAAGUAUUGAUUACACCUACUCUUACAGGUAAAAAAACAAAACAACAACUACAAUUUGCUUUUGGGCUAAUUAGAGGUUGCGUGUUUAAAAAAACAACAACAUUUUGUCCCGCCCCACUUGUUAUUAAAUUAUAAUAAUUUAUAGACUUAAUUUCCCUCAAGCACAUUACAAAUUUGUCGACAGAAGAAAAUGACUGGGAGAAAUUCCUGGUAGCUUGUAUUCACAGGGUAGCCACUGUGUCCCAAUCCAAAAAUUUUUAAGGACCCUGGAAAAUAAAGAUGAUUAUAAUUUGUAAUGAACAUUUUAAAGUGAUCCCAACUAUCGCAUUUUUAGGAGCUCAUCUACAAAGCCAAAUAAGGACCCUGUUGUGACAUUGUUGUCGCAAGUAGUUGGUCUAUAACACAAUGGGACAAAUUCAAUCAUGCUUUAUUUAAAUGAAUGAAAGCAUUCCAAUCUAUAUCCCCCUCUGUUAUAUGUCUAAUACAAAACAGUACCAUCAGUUUUAGCCCUAAUAGUUUAAAAAAAAAAAAUAGAUGUAUGAAGAUUUAGCAAACAUCUCAUCGGGAGUUUCAGUACAUAAGGGUUAACUGGAUAUGAUGAUCUAUAGUUUAAUAUCUUAGUAUGUUGGCUAUGAUAUUUAGGUAUGGGCCGUUUAUUAUCUGUAGAAACAAAUAAGGGAAAGGGGGUAGUCUUAUCCCAUGGUUACGGAGGUUCUAGAAACUAUUUUUGUCUCUUCUUUCUUCUUCCACGUUUAAUUUAUAAUAUCCCCCUUUACUAUAGUAAGAUGUUCGUUUGACUUACGGUGAAUACUAUCCCAAUCAAUAAGCCGAGCUGUCUCAAUUUCUCAACCUCGGUAAACAAUAAAAUCGUUUUUUUUAUUUAUUUUCUCUAAGCUGAUUUGCUUAGUGACCUCUGCAUUUGAAAAACAAUAUUUAAAUGGAUCAACGGCCCGUCGGGCUACUUACUGGCCGUCACCAUACGACCAUUUCGUUAACCUUGCGUAAAGGUGUGGAGUUAGCUAGCCGAUAAGCGUGGGGAUAGAGGCACCAUUUGUCACUGUGGCUUUUUUUAAAUGUGAAAAAUUAUUUAUUUGAAUAUUUGUUAAAAAAUUUAUAUAUUGAAAAUUUUUUACCAUGUGUGUCAAUUUUUCUUUCUAUAAUCCUCUUUUACUGGUUCAAAAGGACCGUCACAUUUGUACAUAGUCAUCGCAGUAUUUUACAGGAUGUUUUGUGAGCUUAUCGUUAUCCAGUGUGGCCGUCAAAAUAAAGACAACUUGAGUAUUUUCAACAUUAACAAAAUAAUAAUAUUUUCUUCAAUUGCUUAAUUAUAAUAAGUGUAGACGAAAGUAUUCGCUGGACAGAGUUGCUCUGCCCUCGAGUAAAGGUUCCUGCUGCGGGAGUUUGCUGAUUGUUUUAACUCGUCCUAAAGAGGAAGUUUUGCUCCGUUCACCAAACAUUAAGUCUGUUGCUUCAUGACAGUUUGUGUUAUUCACCAGUCUGAAAAGGGUGUUCUGCUGAUACUAAUAGUUGUCUAAGAAAACUGGUCUUGUUUCCCACGUGUUAACAAGUAACGCAUUGAGUGUCAGGCCAACCUUUACUACAAUAAAAAAUAAAAUAAGAAAAAAGAAUAAAACCCUAACAAAAACGUAAUGCCGGUGCUGCUGGUCCAUGAUGGAUGUCAUUUUUAUGGGGUCGGGUAAAUGAUGGGAAAGAAGAUGAAUGGAGGAGGGUGGGAUGGAUCACGACGUGGCUGAGCAGCUAGACGUAAGCAAGUGCAGCAAUGCCAUGGCCAUCUUUGUCUCUAUAAAUAGAGGAGAAACAAAACAACACCCUGCCACUCGUAGCUAUACUAGAAGGAUUUUUUUGUGGUCGCUAUUUUAAAAGUAAUGUGAGUGCACAUAAAUAUGCUGAACAGACUUUGGUGCUUGUAACUGCUAGCUUACCUCACAAUAACUCAAACCAGUCCCAUGUCCUACUGUUUCCUCAAACAAUGGCUUACAAUCACUUAAACGAGCCCCAUGUCUUACUAAUUGCACUAUCAUAUCAAUCAAGUGGAGCUAUGCCCCUUUGAUCAAUCCAGUGGAGCUAUGCCCCUUUGAUCAAUCCAGUGGAGUUAUGCCUCUUUGAUCAAUCGCUUGGAGUUAUGCCUCUUUGAUCAAUCACGUGGAGUUACGGUGCGAUUAAUUAUACACAGUUCAAAGAAUGCUUCUGGUAAGAAUUAUAAUCGAUUUCAUGGGAGGGUAUGUGAGAUGGUGGUUGUUUAGCAUCACCAAAAAUACUUAACUAAGUGAAUAGUGUCAAAUGUCAUUUCAAGAAUGCAUCUUAAUAAUUACAAAACAAACGAGAGCAAGUAUAGUUAAAAUCAAUGUAAUGUUUCAUUACUGGUGUGAAUACAAGAAAGGUGGUAUGACGGGCGUUGUUAACAUGUACAACUGAGUUAUUUAAAGGAAGUUAUGUUUGUGUGUGUAGAGAUAUAGUUGUACGAGUACUUUUUUUUGUCUCGCUCAGAAAUAUAUUAUAAACUAGAGUAUUUAGUGUACAAAUGGCAUAUAAAAUAAUUUCAUAAUAACAUUAAGAAUUUUAAAAGGACGCAAUAGCAUAUUCUGAAAAUCAAAUGCUGCUCUAAAGGGUGCCUCUCUUAAUGUUAGUUUCAGACAGACAUACGGCGGGCAUAUGAUGAACUGUUUUAGAUUUUGUGUAUCAUAACUGCCACUUAACUCACUGCAGACGUCACUUUAAACGACUCGACUCGGUGGGGUUAUUCGUGAGCGGUAGAUAACUUAUUGUCCUGGGUUUUCACGGUACAGGCACAAGCUCCGCUGUGAGCAAAUACUUAGAGCAAACAUGUCAUACACGCCUAGGACCGAGCCGCACCAUCCUUAGAUUGAAAGCGACAAAAGUUUUACGCACGUUAAGACGACGGGUUGUAUUGGUCUUUCGUAAGGUGAAACCCCAGGUAACUUGCGUCUUCCGUAAGAUAAUACCCUAGGUAAAUAAGGAAUUAAAAAACAAAACAAAACGACAACCAUGUCCAGUGUUUUAUGAAUUUUUGUGUGUCCAAUCCCGAAUGUUAAAGUUUCAUCCAGGAAGCAUGAGCACUACGUGUUUCUUGUUGUAUAAUACAUUUGUAUAUUUAUCGUUUGGUAUACGGACAUUGUCAUGCAUAAACAUUGUCCUCGAGAAAUUUCACCUGAUACAGUGACAGCUUCAAAGUUUAAAUUAUUUAUAAAAAAAAAAUAGAGUGUCUUAUGUGCACAUCCUUAUUAUUUUUUUAAGUAAGGAAAUUAAUGGUUUAAUAUUCCGCUGCCAGAUGACGGUGGCACAGAUGAGAAUAAAUGGGAUUCAAUUGUGGCUGAGAGGCAUUGCAGCUCAAUAAAAUCUCUACCAGGCGCUUGUCUGCCGGCUUUAUUAGUCAGUCACUACCACCCAAUUGUAUGUAGUCUUCAUUUGGCAAGACGUUCAUCACGAAACGUACACUUCCCAACCUUUUUGCCCCACAUUCCCGCUGAGUAACUGAAAGGUUUAAUGCACCCUGCCCCCUUUCCCUAUCCUCUCUAGUAUUGCACCCCGCCCAACUUUCUGAAAGGCAAAUACAUUUCCGCCUAGAUUAAAUGCACCCCCCCUCCCCCCUUUUCAAAAAAACAAAUUGUAUAAAAAGUUAAAAAUUUUAAAAUCUUGAAAUCCCCCCCCCUCCCCCCGGCUGAAGGUGUAAAUUGUAUAAAAAGUUAAAAAUUUUAAAAUCUUGAAAUCCCCCCCCCCUCCCCCGGCUGAAGGUGUUGUAUUGCCCCAUUACUUGAUUCUUUGUAUAAACCUUACCCCCCACCCCACCCCACCCCCUAUCAUUUCCACCGUGCGUGACGUAAACUAUUGACGCCCCCGUCGUCCCAAUGUGGCGAAUAAUGGGAUCAGUAAGAAAUCAUUGUCCUAACGAAAGGAAAUAUUGAUAUCCCAUCACCCGUAGUUGAGUCGCUGGUCACUAUACUUCUGCGGUAGAAAUGUUAGGACACUGGUGUUGUAUAAAUGUAAGGGCAGUGGUGUUGUAUAAAUGUAAGGGCAGUGGUGCAGUAGCAAUGUUUAAGCACGUAAAAAAAAUCCAUGAGUAGGAAAGUGGACCUGGUUUUUUUGCCAAUGAGGAAGUUCACAUACAUGUUUUAACAUAAGGCUCCUUCGCACGUUUUAAAUAGACAGUGUAUGUCGCCAUAUUAAAUAGGCCGUGAAGCGGAACUUUGUAAGCGUUGAUUCCAGUGCCGAUUUUUUCCUCCCAACUAACCAGUUUUUGUUUUUAUAGAUUGUAAUUGUUGUAGAAUUUCUGUCUAUUUUUUUGGUAACAAUGGUAAAACUAUGUUUGGUAUCAAUGUUAAAAUUAUGUUGUGGUCACAAUGCUACAUCUAUCUUUGAUAACAAUGGUAAAACUAAGUACAGUUCAUAAUGUUUCCGAUCGAGCUAGUGACGGAUGCCAUACUCUUUUACUGUUGUCCCACACUUCAUUAACACCAAAUUUGUAUCUGGUGCCAUCAUAUUAAUAUUGCUAAUGGCUAUUGCAGUAUGUAUGUAUAACAGUUAACCACGGGCGAAGAAUUUAUUAAAAGCAGUUAGGAGUGUCUUGAAGACAAAACGUCGUACUUCUAAUACAGAUUUUAAAACAUUCUUUAUAUUACUUCGCUUUUGUGUGUUCUUUGUGGCAAAAUUUUCUGAAGGCUAAUUGACCCACUUGCCGUCAUUAUAUCGAGCAGAAACUGAACUUAGCACAUAGACUCGUUGUCGAUAUCAUCACAUUCUAUCAAAUUUUCAGCCCCACCGUCCAAAAAGUAUUUUUUUACUGUUUUUUCAAGGGGGGGGGGGGGCUGGUGUGUAAUGAUUUGUUCAAUAGAAGCAUGUUAUGGCGUGGGGAUAAAUUGUGUAGCUGUUGCUAUGUGCUUUUAUUUGUGACGGAUUCGGGUAUAAAUAUGACUAUUUCUUUAGUCUAUUAGGUUUUACAUGCACAAAGUUUGAUAAAAAUCAUUCCCAUACCAAAAAUCAAUCGCUACAAUCACACAAAUGAUUAAUCACACACAGUUACUUAAAUGAAGAUAAAAAUGCAUUUAAAGGAGUUUUACAAAAAUACUUUGUUUUUAGGGGUUGCUUAAUUUAGAACAAAGUACGUAAGCAGUUCGUUCUGUAGAUUAAAAGAUUCGCUGACCGCACUUUUAAUCCUGUUACUUUAAUAAGUUCAGUGUACUCUGUGCGAACAUCAGUGUUCAGUGUUUGAUGACCACAAGGGAUAAUUCUACUUACUGAACUGAUUUUAACAGUUUAAUUUUGAUACAUGUUGACCAGUUCGAAUUUCUCAGCACUGUCACACUAACGUCACUAAACAGUUACAGAUAUUCCCCACUUCAAGAGGUAAUUUUUUUUUUGCCCUACUGAUUUACAUCUUUUCCCCGAGACCACAUAAUCACGUGUUCCUUCACAUGCAUCAUGACAGGUUAAAAAAACAAGUAUAUAUAUCAGACCUGUUUACUCGUACGAUUUUGGCGUACAAUGUACGAUUUUGAGGUGUAUACAUUAUAUAUCCUGAUGUUUAUUUUACUAUUAAGAUAAUAUAUUGAUUGAUUUUGUGAUGAUAUUGUACGAUUUUAAGAGUUUGAGGGUAAACAGGUCUGAUAUAUGUGUGUGUGUGUAGAGAGAGAGAGAGAUAGAGAGAGAGAGAGAGGGGGAGGGAGGGAGGGAGGGGGGAUAACUGCGUGGCUUUAGUUAAAAAUCUGGUUACGGGAAAAUAUCUAAAGUUAUUACUAUGUCGAUAUUACUAAUAUUAGUCUGGGCGUGGACUUUCUCACAUGAAUGCUUUUUAACGCACGAAUAUAGUGGCGUAAGUUUAUAUAUAGACCUCAGUACUUUGGUUCACUCCAUUAUCCAUUCUACGAAUGUAAGCCUGGCAUUUAAAUGUAUGAAGUGGUAGUAGUGGUGACGCAAUUUUGUAUGAAAAGUCUUAUUAUUUUUUUCCCCUUUUAUUUGUAUAACGACAUUAUUUAUUAUGAUCUUUCCUGUGCAGGGUUACGUUGUUUUCAUAUGAAACCGAAGGGAAAGUUUGAAACAUUUCUCAGACUCAUAAAGUAAUAUCUUAACAAUAGAUUAAGGAACGGCAUUCACUAUUUAAAAAAAAAAUUUUAGUUUUACAUGAAUCCUGUAGCGCAUGGUGGAUGACAGAUUCUUGUUAUCUUUUACCAACAGCAAAGCAACUCAAUUUUUCUUUGAUCAUUCCAAAAAGUAACAAAGGCUUUUUUCCUCGCAAAAAAACAAAAAAAACAGUUUUUCAAAAGAUCCCACCUUAAUUAUUCUAAGAUUGCAAUAAAGAGCUUAUUGCCUGCAUACGAUCUGCCAUGUGAAUGUGCCUUGAAAGGGCGUGGCUUAUCACAUGACAUGUAUGAUUUUGACAUUAAAAUAUCGUUUAUUUAGGAAGUUAUGAGUUUAGUCCAGUGUUCCCACAUUUUUUAGCCCCGCCCCUCCCCGCUCGAGCACCUACAAAUGAUAUAAUGUCUCCCACUCUAUUUUAUUAAUAAUUUUUUAACUAGAAUGUAAAUAAAAUAAAAGAAAUGCAAUUUUUCAUUCUGCCGUCAGAAGGAUUGAAAUUGAGAUUUGCUAUCUGGUAAGGCUUCGAGUAUCACUGUUUUAAAAUAAAAUUUACAAAGAGUGAAAUACAUCAGUAUAAUUGCUUUAAGGAAUUGGUUCUCAACCUUCCUAAUGACGCGACCCUUUACUACAGUUCCUCAUAGUGUUGCGACCCCCACCCACAAAAUUAAUUUCAUUGCUACUUCAUAACUCUAGAGUAUAUGUGUUUUCCGAUGGUCUUAAGCGACCCCUAGGAAGGGGUCGCGAUCGACAGGUUGAGAACCACUGCUUUAAGGGAUAAUAUAUUUGGGAAAUUGCAAUAAAUAACAAACUUUUACAAUGGUUACUAAAAAAUAAAUGUCCUCUUUAACAUCCCCACACCCCAACUGUUAAAAAACCAUAAAUAAAUACAUUCAUAGCUUAUAUCUUGAAUGCCACCCAACAGCCCAAAGGAAAUACAUAAAAUAAACAAUUAAUAAAUGAAAAAUAUAUUAAAUCUUUUUUUAAAAAUCUGAUUGUCCUUCCCUGCCCCUUGCCGGGAAACGCUGGUUAAGGCUAUACCCAAGUGUGUAAUGUGUGCACUAACACCCUUAUGGGCCCCGUAGCGAAAGAUGACUGAGGUAGUAUGUUGGGUUAACGAGCUAUUUCAAAAUGAGAGUAUUUAGUUUCAACUUUUCUUUGAGCUAUAAUGCUGUCAGUAUAAACCUCUCUUAGAAUACCAAUUUGUACCCACCAGUUAUUGUCCUUAAUAGAAGAAUCUCAUUACAUUUGAGGAGAGUAAUUUGUAGUGGAGGGGUGGUUUGAUAAUUAAACUGUUCACUUUUUUUUCACCCCAAUCUUAAAAUGAACAAUUCUAAGAAAUAACAGAACCUAUUAAGAGCAGAAAUGAAUUAGAGAAAAGGUGCUUUGAUUCUUAGAUUAAAAUGUUUCAAAGAUUCCCACAAAAUGUAUAUGUUUUACUCUUGUCAAAGUCCCCAUAUGUAAUUAAGAUACACAUUUAAUGACUUGAUCAAGAUAGUACAACACCUUAAAUACUUUUUUAAAUUGGAUAUUACUAUAUAAUUGUUUUUUUUUGUAAGCAGGUGCCAUGUGUAAGGGUAAAAUAUGAUAUUGGUUAUACAUUGCUGAAGCAAAAAGUAAUGGUAAUACAUUUUUAGGCAGAACACACAGUACACACACACACACACACACACACAAACCUAGAAGUUCGAGUUCUAAUUUAAUAACAUCCUUGACAUUUUAUAGUCUUUGGUCGUAUCAAUAGUGUCUUGCAGAGCAUAUUUCUCCUACAUUGAUACCCUGUCUUUAACGCAGUCGCAAGCCUGUAGGCAGUAACCUUACAGUUCAAUGUUGCGGUUUAGUUUUUCCCACUUGCUGGGUUAUCUCAUCGCUCUGAACGGGGGCAGGCGACUUGAAGCAUUUUGACAUAUUUGCAUAACCUGGUAAUUAGAGCGAGACUCGGGUUGAUUCAGACAUUUUGCGGAUUUUUAAAUAAUGAAGAGACGGGCGUCGGCUUGGAGUUGUUCAGUACGUCGGGGAAUUUCCUUUAUAGUAGUUGUGUAAGUACUAGGGUUUCUCAUUUGGGUGGCCCCAGUAUUGUGAAGGGAGUUUCUACUCUAUAACACACACUACUAAUAGUGAGCUUAAUGCCAUGAACAUACAAUAAUUCUUGACCAGAAUCGUUAGUAAUCAAUGAUUACUAAUGGUCAGUAAUCAAUCAUGAGUAAUGAGGAGGUUGUUCCCAGUAAAGUAACCAAUGACCAAAUAAUGAUGAGGUUUUUUCCACUGAAGUAAUCAAUUACAAAAUAAUGAUGAGGUUGUUCCCUCUGAAGUAAUCAAUGACCAAAUAAUGAUGAGGUUGUUCCUCAGUGAAGUAGUCAUGACCAGAUAAGGACGAGGUUGUUCCUAGGCCAAUCGUUAAAAUGAAUUAAUGGUGGAUCAAAUGGUAUAUUUUAAAGAAAGUACAGAGGUUCAUGGUCGGGUUGCCCAUUGGGCUAGAUAGGCAACGUGCCCAAGGCCCUUAGAUUCAAGGGGUCCCUGUCCUCGUCUUGAGAGACUUCUCGCAUUGUCGUCAUCUUUUCAAAGGCUGUGUGGUUAUAUAGAUAUGGUCCCUUUUGUUUUCCGUGCUCAGGUCCCUAAAUGGUUUAAUUGGGCACUGUAGAGAUAUCCCGCCUAGUCUUUCGUAAUGUACCUUACAUCUUCCGUAAGAUAAUACACUAGGUAAAUAAGGAUUUGCCACUUGUAUGUGAACCAUGUGUGGUUCUUCCAUUACGGGUUGUCAUUUGACAAGUGAAUAGUAUCAGAAAAUUCUUUAUUGCUAGUGAAGGCCGCAAUCAUCUUCUUAAGGAGUAUACAGUGUUAAAUCACAAAUUUGUUUGGGUCAUCAAUAAGUUUGAGUGGGCUGCUCAUCUAGACAACACUACACGCCUAUCCAAAUCAGGUUUAUAUCAUGGACCAUGAAUGAGUUUCGUACGUCACACUCCAUUAAGUCUAAAAGAAGUAGCCGAAUUUUUUCUGACUACCACCCAUUCCUUAUAAAUAUUUAAAAAAAAAAAGUAGUCGAUAACAGCCCUUGCUACUUCUCAAUCCAUUAACUCUAAAAGAAGUAGCCGAAUAUUGCCCCGAUUUUAGCCACUUCUUCAUUUUAAACCAAUCCUCGUUGUUGGUUCACAAUUAUAAUUGUUAUAGGUGUUCGAUUGAAAAUAACAUAACCCGUUGUCACCUAUCAAUCGAUACUCGUGUGUUUUAUCUUGUCUUACCUGUCUGAACAGCCCCUACACUAUACACACACAGUUCAAUAAUACACAGUCGGGUCACCAACCCUGCACUCUGCUGAGACCAGGGGUAGAUAAUGUGAUAGAUAUUACACUGUAACAUAGAUAUUGGGUCAAGCUUUUUGUUAUUGUAAAUCAACAAGUCAAGGUUUAUGAGGGAAGGAUGGUGGGGAACCCCACGUGCUCUUUCUGUUAUUGAUACAUAUGAACUAUCUGAUUUGACAUUUUAAAUCACAUGCGAUCAAGUAUUGGACUUGAACGUAUUUUCUAUCCCAAAAAGGCUUUUUAAUACCAUUCAACGUAAACUUUAAAGAAACGGUUAACCUGUUUAAUUACCGCGUGUUAGUAAGAGUACAGUCAAAUAUGUCAUUGACGUUGGCUUAUGCUCAUGUGUCUCAACGUUUGUGCACUCCCCAGACCGGCUUCCCGAACCCCGAUGACGACGGCUAUGAGAACGACUGGCUGAACACAUUCCUAGAUGACCCGGUGCUCAAUGACAAGAUGAUGACGGACGCCAUGAACCCCUGCAUCAAGUCUGAACACAGCUACAGCAUCAACGACAAUGAACCAGGAUCACCACUGGGAGGCCUCGCUAAUCACGAAGGUAAGAGUGACUCUCGUCUAAAGGUGAAGCAUCGCUAAUCACGAAGUUUAAGGGGGACUCUUAUACUUGAGAAUAAAAUUCUUAAAAUUAAAAACAUAAAAUUGAAAAUCUCUUAGACAUCAUUGUAACUGUUUUUUUUUAAAGGGCUUUUUUUUUUUUUUUUUUUUGAGGUCAACUUUAUUGUCUCAUUACCUUUAAUAUGAUGGUCAGUCGCCAGCAAGCUGGAUAUCGAUGUGUUUUUUUUUUUUUUUUUUUUUUUUUUUUUUUUUUUUUUUUUUUUUUUUUUUUUUUUGAGGUCAACUUUAUUGUCUCAUUACCUUUAAUAUGAUGGUCAGUCGCCAGCAAGCUGGAUAUCGAUGUGCACAUGAACUGAAAAGCAAAGAGAAUGGUUCAAAAUUGUGUCAGGGUGUCUCAUAACCUCGGGGCGACUUUUUAAAUUCAGAGUGUGGGAAAAAAAUGUGUGUGCAAAUCAAAGUGAGUCGCAAGAUGCAUGACUUGAUGAAACUUUUAGGUCAGUAAAUGAGGUGGUUCCCAGACAUGCGUUUUGUCCAUGCCAUUUGGCUUACUAUUGCAGGAAGCCACCACCAAAUUCCCCCCCCCCCUCGUGCCAUCACCUAAGGCUGGAGUGGGAGUGAUGUAGACUUAAGGGGUUAGAGUAUCUUUACCUACCCACUAGACCACUGGGAAGUUUUCCGGCGUUUAAGCUUAGGAAACUGUGCAAGAGGGGGUGGGGGCUGGCCAAGAGUCUCAGCUGGGUCAUCUGUUGGCAGAAGUCUUAAAACUAAAGCAGCAUAGCCUGAUAGUAGUAUGGGUGCAGACGAUGAGGUCACCAACCGGGGAAAGAACAAGUUUUAUUUUUUAUUUUUACCAUCUCCGCCUGUUUCUAUAGUCUUUACAUGCCUAUGCCUCAUGUCUUUUUUCAAUAGCCCGAUUGGUCCCCUCACUCAACUCCUUACAGCAUUUCAGAGAGCAACCAAUACCCCCACCUUCUCAGCCAGUCGUCUCCAAUCCUAAUAUAAUCAUAUGGUUUUUCAAUACUACUGCUCGUUGCCCAACAACUGCUAUGCGUGCACACACACACAAAAGCGUUGAGUUUCAUCAUUAUUGGUCCUGGCCUAUCUCUCACGUCAUGCUGCCUGUGGGGCCUUGCCUUACUAACGUGGGUUGUGUUGCGACAGCUGGUACCCAAUGGCCUUUAAUCAGCAGAAAUGAGCAGCCACGACGGUCAUCUGGUGGUGCAGAGUAUUGUAUUGUGGUUUCGUAUUGAAAGUAAUAUGUAAGCCAGAAACGAGGAUAUAGCGCCAACUUCUCAGCCUCCUUAUGUGGAAAGUUGGUGAUACACGGACACGAUCUUAUUACAUUUCUAACCACAAACCAUCUGUUUCUGACGAUGUUUUAUUUAUGACACGAAUAAAACCUAUCUAAGCAAUGAGGAUACCCUGUUUAAAACAUCAAGGGAAAGGUCUAAUCACUUUAAAGGAUAUAUCUCCCCGUAAUCACAUUUGUCAUCAAUACAAAAAAGUAUCCUUAAUACCGCGAGUAUCCUUAAUGCCAAGAGUAUCCUUAAUACCGAGAGUAUCUUUAAUACUGAGAGUAUCCUUAACAAACUUAAUAUUGAGAAUUCCUUAAUACUGAGAUUAUCCUUAAUGCUGAGAUUAUCUUUAUUACUGAGAGUAUCCUUAAUACCGAGAGUAUCCUUAAUACCGAGAGUAUCCUUAAUACCGAGAGUAUCCUUAAUACUGAGAAUAUCCUUAAUACUGAGAAUAUCCUUAAUACCGAGGAGAGUAUCAUUAAUACCGAGAGUAUCCUUAAUACUGAGAGUAUCCUGAAUCUGCUAAUGUGAAUAGUAGUGAGAUGUAUGACGACAUUCUUAUCAAAAGAAACGAAAUCGACCUUAACCGGUAGGCAUUUCCGGAAAAGGUAUGGAAUUCAUGUUUGUACAGUAGACUUUUAUAUAAUCGUCUUAAAUUUCAGCUCAACUAUCGAUAGUUUAGUGUUAAAUCUAAUGAGGCAAUUCCAAGACCCCUAUGGCUGUAUAACAAAGCCGUGUUACUGCUUUAAGCAGUUUGACGAAUUUAUCAUCCCCUUGGCUUCUUGUGUUUAGACAGGAAGUUGUCUGCACAGCAUCUGUCAAAUGUUUGGGUUCCUUGGCUGCUCACGUGACAAGUUUGACUCAGCUGGUCUGCACGGAUAUGUUGAAAUUUAGCAGUGGUUGUGUAUUUCUGUCCGAAUUGUUUGAUAGAACGUAACAUUGUUUGUCAUGGACGGCUUCAGCCAGACGAUAUCUGAUAACCGCUUGUGUAAAUUUAGGGGCUCCCAAAUCUUUCCAACAUACAAGUGGUAAUAAUAUACAUACAUAUAUAUAUAUUAUGUUAGACAAGAGCUGACCAUACCCGGCUUUCUCCGUUUCUCAUGUAUUUUAACUUUUCUAUAUCACCAUUACGUUCCUCGUAGUCAGGGUUUCUUUCAGCUAUAUCUCCCGGGAAAGCCAAGUGCCCUCCCCCCUCCCCAGAGCAAAAAAUAUGUCCAAUAAAUCAACUGGAACUGCUGUAAGCCAAGUGCCCCCCCCCCCCCCCAGAGAAAAAAAAAAUGUCCAAUAAAUCAACUGGAACUGCUGGCCCUGCCCCCCCCCCGAAAAAUCUGAAGUGCCCGCCCCCCGAAAAAUCUGAAGUGCCCCCCCCCCCGAAAAUCUGAAGUGCCCCCCUCCCCGGGGGGGGGGGGAAUUUCUGAAAGAAACACUGCUCAUAGUAUUGAUCAGAUUAGUUACAUCAUUUAGUUCAAAUUUAAUUAUGGGUCAAUAGAAGUCUCAAACUUUUUCUACUCAAAUUAAACAUAGUUCUAGCUUUGACUAAACCCACUGACAUUAAAAUCUUUAUAUAAAAAUAUUUCCAUCAUGGGUGCUUAAUCCUCCUAUUUAUGAGGCCUUACACUGUCUAAGAUCGGAUGGAGUGGAAGUGGUGGUGACCAUAUGAGGUAGACAAGAGGUAUUCCGAGUUGCCCAAGUAACGUAGAGACUAAAAGCGUUUAAGAAACACAGUAUAAACACCGCUGAUGUCAACUUGAUAAAAUUGCCAUGUUUUAAAAAUGACUUUAUUAUUAUUUUUUUUGGUCUUUACCUUUGCUGUAUACUAAAUUGUGUUAAUUUAGAGAAAAGUGAGUCAAAACACUACUGAAGUGAGCUAAUGAAAGGGCCCUACUGACGUGGCCUACUAAUAUCGCUUUCUACAACAGCACGUCAUUGGUGAGGUAUGCAGAACGUUGGGAAAUGUGAGCGUUUCUUUGUGCGUCUGCCAUUUCCGUUUCGUCUGGUGCAACCUUCUUUCCGCUGAUGAGCAAGCAUGAGUUCAUUAGUUAGAAUGUGGUUUACUGUGAGUCUCAGCAGGCCUGAAUUGUCUAGGGAGUGAGACAUAAGUGCAUCUACUGCUUUGUUGAGUUUUGUAAAGCGACACAUUUGGUCUCACUACUGGUAUUUUCUUCAGUCAGCUUAAUAAGGAAAUGAUGUUCAAUCGAAAUAAGUCAAAUAUAAUUAAGUAGAUAUUUUAGAAAGCCCAGUGAAUCUAAUUUAAUGUAUCACAAACAAGGCUCUCCACAGUACACCGGCUAUACAUAUUGUUUUUUAUUCCGUUAGAAAUAGUAAAUUCGCCUAAGGGUUUUUUACAGAGACAAUGGUUUUCAAGUCAAAUGUCUGGGCGAACAGGGCUUUCCAGACAAAUUACCAUAUGCCCAAACAGGGUUUAAAGUCAUAGUCACGGAUUGUCCUCUUCUGUUAACGAUUUCAAAGCUUCGGAAAUUCAGGAGACGAUAGCAAUUCAGCAGACAGAAAUCGGUUGCAUUCGCGACUUCCUUUACUUUUGAUACCAUCGAGAUACCACCGAACACACGGGCAUCAUGUUUCAAUGUGACUUGCGUUUUAAGUGUGCCCACGUGUGUGUCGACACGACUCCUGACACAUGAAACACAUAGCAUCUUUCUCAAAUGUGACUUGUGUAUUUGUGGCCAUGGGUGUCUGCUUGAGUACAAAUUUAAGAAGCAUUCUGAGAUGUGAGGAAAAUGUAGUCUCGUGCCAUGAAUAUCUCCCGAGUCAGGUUCCGUUUGAAGUAUGUUAACCUUAGGAUCUCUUGUUUCCCAUGGGUUUAACCGUUGCUAAUUAGUUUUUAAAAAAUAAUUUCCUCCAGUUGUUUUUUUUUUGUUUGUUUGAAAACAAGGCGAGUCAUUUUAUUACGCCACAGCUUUAAAGAGAAUGAAAAGAACUAGUUUAACUACCAUACUUUACACAAUAUACAUCUCAUGCAUUCAUGACAUUACUUGGGCCGUCCAAAUUUGAAAAAAACAACAACCUGGGUACCCGUCGACCCACGCAGCCGGGUAUCCGACGUAGCAGGCGCACGCUUAUAAUUGAUAGGAAGUCGUUGGGGUUCACCGGUUUAUACAUUGGAAUAUGGCAACGCCGCUCAUUCUCAGACAUCUCUCAGUCAUUUCACCGACAUCGUGAUGGCGCCCUUUAGGCAUUUGAGUUUGGCCUAUAUAGCGGUGGUCACCAACGCGCGGAAAAUGACUAGAUUUUAAUUAUUAAAAAAAAAAAAAUCUGUAAUGACGCUCAAACAAUCCUCCCCUGCCUGCGGCUACCAAACAGUUUUCUUACGUUAAAAUAAUUCAAUAAUUGCUCCCCACUCACUUAGGUCGCCGAACCAUGUACAGAGUAGUCUGUUUGUGCGGCCAACUUCUCCGUAUGCAUUGUCUUUCGUUGAUCACAUUCCCCAUAAAAACGAUUGUUAAAAUGUAGAAACGUCUCUAUUAGGAGCCAUGGCUUAGUUUUGAGCAUAGUUAAAACUCUGUAUUGAAGGACCGUGGUCGUUGCUUCCCCAUAUAAGCAGUCUAGCCCACAGCCGUAUGUUUUAACGAGACGGCCACGUCUGGUUUGUCCUACGGUCAGUGUACCCACACGGCCAUUAAUGGGGGGGACAGUGGAGUUUACCGCUGUGGUGGAUUUGUUGUAAAACAUUCUAUUUUUAGGCUAGACAACCGGUGUGCACCGGGGGUGUUAGUCUGACAUCCUUGGCUGACAUCCUAUUAGAUUUCCUCGAUGGUUUAUGGUUUUGACAAAUAAUGAUAAUAAUAACCAAUAAUAAACCAAUAUAUUUACAAUUUAAAGUGUUCAGUGUUUCUGGUACUGUGAGGUCCCCUCAUAUCGAUCCACCCACCCACCUUAAGACCUAAGUCAUGAUCACACACAAAAAAAAAAAUGAUUUGUACUCAGUCUAAUUUUAUGACCAUCCAUGCAAAUGCAACCAGAACUAUCCCUAACAGGCAGCAACACCUUGUAUUUGUUUCAAGCCGAGUCCACCCAACGCAUAAGGGGAGGUUGGGUGGGUGUCCCGGCGUCACUUCUUGGAAGGGACCACAUUCAAUUUUGCACUACCUAACCCAUCGUGUUCAAUUUUUGUAAGAUGAGGUUGUAGAUCGCCUAACACAGGGGCGGGCAUCCCCUUUUUGUGCAGAGGGCCGCAUGUAAAUUAAGUUCUUUGUCAAACCGCGUGCUCAUUUUUAAUAUUCGUCAAAUACGUCAGUGACGAUGGGCUACGAAGAUGCACGAUGAGUUCAGUUUGAAAACAACCAUUGGAAUAAUUUUAAAUUUGCUGUAAUUGUUGUUAUAACAGUUCGACAAUUUUAAACUGAUUAUUUGUGUCCAAAGCCUGUCAUAAAUAAUCAGGAUAAUUAUCCUCCAUUAUUUGUUCCGUAAGGUCUAGCGGAUCCCAUCAAACGUUUCAGCGGGCAUUAGGUUUCCCACCCUUGGUCCAACUGAAACAUCGGUCUUGGCAUGUCUUAGAGAGCUUGGAAUAGUGUACGAGUCCAGUGCUCUAGGAGAGUAGUUUGAGACGGUGUAACCUUGCCUCGAGACUACGACUUGUUGAUGAAUAUCAUUGCCACCCGCAGGAGGUGGUGGAUCGUGAGUUAGUGGGAUAGUUGCGCUCUCAGUGGUGUCCUACACAUUCAGUGGGGAUAAGGUCGAAAGACAUAAAAUUGACACGGAAGGAUAUUUUCCUCAAACACCUGGGCAGAAUCCGAUGCUACAAUAAAACGUACAUUAACGCAACAUGUCUGCACCAUUAACGUUGAAUGUACCAGCGAUGAUGACUAUAACCGAGGUAAACAGUGUACGUGGCGAGCUGGGGUCAUUUAGCCAAUUGCAUUGUAUGUAGCCUACUAGCCAGCUCACUGGUACACUUCCAAGAUUUCUUUUGUUAAACAAACUUCGAUUCUGUAACAAAGUAAGGUUUGAUAGGACUGUCUUGAUUGCAGAGAUAAAAACUCAUUUAAUUAUUUCUUAAAAUUAGAAUUUAAAUAACCCGGUAAUCAUGCUGUGGUGUUUUUGGAUGUUAAAUUUAAACAUUAAUGAUUAGGCCUACCGGUACUUAUUUUCAAAUUCUGAUAAAUUAUCUUUAAUACAACAAACUAUAUUAUUCAGAGAGGAAUUUAAGCUGUACAUAGUCUUCUCAUUCUUGGUUAUGUCCAAUUUAUGACAAUGGUCAUUUAUUUGUACAUGUUCAUAGUAUUUAUAUUCUUGGUUAUGCCCAGUUAAUUAAAUAACAUUUGCCUAUUGCCUUGCCUGACUUCAGGCAAAGAAAAUAAUCAAAUUCCCUAAAGUGCAUACCAUUUAUAGAAACCAAUGUCUCCAGGAAUUCGAUUGCUGAAAGAAAUAUCUCAAAUUUUGUUAUUGAUAAACAUAUUUUUUUAUAUAUAUUUCAUGUGUUACAAUAUUUCCUGUAAACACAAUUUGCUAUAAUUUAUCUCAAGAUUGAACUUCAAUAAAUAAAGAAAUUUUAAAUAAAAGCUCAGUGCAUGAAUACUUAAAAGUUUAAUCUUGUUACCAGUAGGUCAUAUAUUGAAUCUAUUAUCAGAAAUGGUUGAGUACAUGUUGCCAUCAAGUUUAGCAGCUUAUUACUAUCGUCAACCUUUUUUUUUAUUUCCCCUCUUUUGUACAGACAUGGAUGCAGACAUUUUCUCAAACACAUCUGCCCUGGACCUGACCAUGAAAACAACAUCAGCCAUCAAGUGUGAGACAACCAACCCAGACACAUUUCUGACCGCUACGGCCACCACCACUUUACCAACACCUACAACAUUCAACAUCACAUCACGGCAGCCAACCAUCAUUGUCACGACCACCACGGCGGCGUCCUCAGCAUCCACAUGCGCAACAUCAUACUUCACAGAGACCCUGAGCUUCCCAUCCAUCCAGAUAAAAGAGGAGCAAGGGGAAUGUUUAGAUCAAGUUCAUGAACAAACAGGUGAGACCUCAAAAGCAUUGUUUGGGUCUUUUUGUUUGUAUAGAUGAAGUUCAUGACAAAAACAGGCAAGACGUCAAACCUAUUGUUUUAGUCAUUGUGUUAUUGUAGAUAAAGUUCAUGAACACACAGAUGUCCAACCUAUUGUUUGGGUUAAUUGUGUUGCUGUAGAGCAAGUUCAUGAACAAACAUUUUAGACAUCAAACCUAAUGUUUUGUUCUUUACCUACAAUGUGCAGAAAUGUAACCUCUGGUCAGGGGCUGGAACUUUACCUCAUCCAGUCCAUCAAGCAGCUCUGAAGGGGCCAGUCCAUUGUUUACCAGUUAUAUAGAUACAUUGUUAAAAUAGGCCAGUUACAAUAAUAAUAAUAAGAAGAAGAAUGGCUGGCACUUUAAUAUUUUGGGACUUGCAUUUAUAUUUUGCUAUCAGCUAGUUAGGCAUGAUCCACCAUAUAGAUUCCAUGUCAAAAACUCCAUAUUUGUGCCAUAUCAAAUGAUGAGGAAAGCUUUAUGGAAGUUAGUUCAACAGAUGGCUAGUAAACUAUUUCAUUUGGUCAAUUUCAAAAGGCUCCCCACUUGCAUAACACAUCACACAAUCUAAAAUAAAAUAAUAUUCUAGUCACUCUUGGGUACCACUCAUAACAUUUAUGCUAUUAUUUUAUGUCUGCAUGGCUGAGCCUUUUUACAGUAUGCAAUGUACACUGUUUAACUUUCUUUAUUCUGAAACCAUCCCGUCCCCUGCAAUGUACACUGUUUAACUUUCUUUAUUCUGAAACCAUCCCAUCCCCUGCAAUGUACACUGUUUAACUUUCUUUAUUCUGAAACCAUCCCGUCCCCUGCAAUGUACACUGUUUAACUUUCUUUAUUCUGAAACCAUCCCAUCCCCUGCAAUGUACACUGUUUAACUUUCUUUAUUCUGAAACCAUCCCAUCCCCUGCAAUGUACACUGUUUAACUUUCUUUAUUCUGAAACCAUCCCAUCCCCUGCAAUGUACACUGUUUAACUUUCUUUAUUCUGAAACCAUCCCAUCCCCUGCAAUGUACACUGUUUAACUUUCUUUAUUCUGAAACCAUCCCAUCCCCUGCAAUGUACACUGUUUAACUUUCUUUAUUCUGAAACCAUCCCAUCCCCUGCAAUGUACACUGUUUAACUUUCUUUAUUCUGAAACCAUCCCAUCCCCUGCAAUGUACACUGUUUAACUUUCUUUAUUCUGAAACCAUCCCAUCCCCACUUUUAUUUUUACACAAACACACACAAAAACAAUCUGACCAAAAAGUUAGUUCUAAUCAAGUGUGGGAAGAGAGACACAGAUAUCAAAACAGGCAUGUGAACCGAAUGUGUUUAUUCUCCUCAGUCUUAGAACCGAUCUUGCUGCCACCAACUCCACCAGGCAGUUCUGGCAGUGACAGUGAUGGCAGCCAAAGUCCACAGCGCUCUGCCCCCUGCAGCCCCAUCAGACAAACCUACAGACACUCAUCAAGUUCACCCCUUUCUGGGAAACCUUACAGCCAACCUCUGUUCGUCAACCCAGUAAGUUCUAGUCAAGUCUUUACAUUACUGUCAAGUUUAUUGUCUUUACAUAUUUCUACGGACCACACCUUUCAUUACUAGUGUAAUCAUCUGUAGCCAGUCAAGUAAAUCCUCUUUCACAUAUUCCCUUCAUGUGAACAUGAAAAAUAGUCUUGGAUUUCAUGUGUUUUUUUGUUCAAAAUGUAAUAUUCUGCAGAUAUGAAUUUUAUGUUAGUUGAUUUUGGAGAUAUAGCAGCUAGGGUUGCCAACUGUCCAUAAAUUCUCACACGGUCCAUAAAAAAAUUGACAGAAAAAGACUAUUCCUAAAAAAACUCUAAAAGAACUUUUAGCAUGUCUGUAAUAAAAUGGGAUGUUCUACAAAUAUCUUUUGAAGCCAAACAAAAUGAGAAAGGUCUGUGUUUGUGAUGUCUGCUUGCUUGGUUUAAACUGGUGUGAUCUUAAUCAGGAAAAAUUCAACACCAAUGAGGAUUUCCAUACUAUAGUUGUGUCCCUUUGAUGAUAGAAACACAGUCAUAUAUAAAAUAGAUUUUUUUCCUACAUUUUUAAUCAGCCCAUUGAUGGUUGUCUUUUCCCCAGUGCCUAACACACAUUGAUCUCAACAAAUAUAAGGCACUCUCUAGACUAUUUUAACAUUUCAUUAAAACAAAGGGAAUUUUGAAUAACUUGACAGCAUCUACUACUGUUACUACUAUUGGUAUUAAGUUGGUGAAAUUCUGACAAUGACAUAGGUAGAACAAGUUAUGUUUAAGCUUGAAUCAGUAGACAGGACCACAAGAUGUGAACGUUUCAGCUAGAGCCUUUUUUCAGGAAAAAUGAAAAAAACAACAGAAACAGAGCUCAGAAAAAAAAUUCUAACAUGAUUAUACACACAUUUAGAGGUAAGGCCAAGUAGCUGGAGGUGGUGGUGUUUGGUAGCAAUGAGAUCACUCAAGCAGGAUAAUCCCUUAAUUCUCUUAGCUUAACAGCACCUUUUCCUUAAGUCAUUGGUGAAACACUUAUCUGAUAAUUUAAAUGUCAGUUUAGGAUGUUUUAGCCAUCAUUAAAAUUAUAAAAAAAUUAGUGUCUCAACCACUGCAGGGCUAAAUUAUUAAUCUGUUGCUAUAUUUUAACUGCUUUAAUUUGGAAUUUUUAUUAACGUAUAUUAAUAUAACAUUAUAAGAUAUUCUUAGUACUCUUAUGGUUAAUCUUGGGAAGCUAGACAGUGUUGUGAUGCAAUGCAAAGCAUUUAUGGCUCCUCAAAGCUAGAUACUAUUGAUUAAAACUAUCUGGCCACAAUAUCUCUUAAGUCCCAUGCAUGUUAUUUUCCCCCACUUCUUUUUUAACUGUUUCAUUAUAAUACCUGUAAAGUUUGUAUUAAAACUGUAUUAUGAGGGGAUUUUCCACAUGACAUCCGUUAAGUGGGUUUGGUGGGGGAGAGUAAGGCAAGUCUUAGAAUUGGGUGGGUGUGUGUGUGGUGGUGGGGGGGGGGGUUGUUGGAUGUCUUAGUUGUACCCACUGCUGCCUUGGUUGUCUGGCCCGGGUGCUGCCUUGGUUGUCUGUUCUUAAAGGCUGAAUACCCAUGAACUAGGCUAACUGUAAUGAAAUGAAAUACAAUGAACUUGCCCGUGUGUUUAAAUAGCGAAUCCUGUUGACUGAAAUAGCCGUAGGGGUUGUGCUGUAGGAACUGCCGCCGGGGAAUCAAUGGAUCAAGCUGUCUGUCAACUCACAGACUUUGCUACAUAGAGUUGACUGUAAUGGAGCUGACCUAAUGAAGAGGCCGAUAUUUUUAUCUCACAUCACAGCUAAUCAAUAUUCUGCUAGUACUGCUAAAAAUAUUUUCGACACAGGAAAUCCCAAGCCUUGGCAACUAAUCCCCCAAUUUUAUUAACCGGGGGAUCGAGAGUCUGGACUGGGUAUCACUGUUUUAAUAUAAAUGUAUAUGUUUGGCAAGAUUUUCAUUUGUUUUAAAACAUAUUAUUGAGGACGUUUGUCACCUAUUCAACAUAUAUACGUUUAUUAGCUAGAGUGAAACAUUAAUACUGUUCACCGGAAGGUCUUUUGUGGGUCAGAGAAACGUUUCGUGGGCCGGAUGAGGCACCCGGGCCGUAGGUUCCACAUCACGGCAAUGACGGGAGAAAAACGAAAUAGUCCCAUUUCUUGAUCUAUUCAACUGUAAGGCGUCCCAGUCACAUUUGUUCAUCUAUUAAACUGUAAGGGGUCCCGCCCAAAAUGCGCAGGUAAUGUGUGGACAUAAUCCUUUACUUGAGGGCGUGAGAGAAAGGAGACAGAUCAGUUUGCAGUGACUGGAGGCUGGCGGUUUGCGAGCCUUUGGUAAAAAAUGCAGGGGUUCUUAACCAGGGGUGGUGCCACUUAUCGGGCGGGGUCACGUAAGUUCCUUAAAAUCAGGUUUUUAAAACUUUUUUAAAGUAUUUAUUAUCGCAUUGGGCCAAGUGGUAAAUAUAGUUUAAAUUCGAAAAGCUUUUCUGGAAAUGUUUUAAAAUCAAGAGGGGUUGCGGUGCUAGGAAAGGUUGAGAACCCCCUGGUCUAUGGCGUCAUGGGGCAAACUGGCGGGGGUCUCUUUUAACGUUUGAGAAGCGUUGUCUUCCUCUGAUUGUAAUCAUCUGUAGCCAGUCAAGUAAAUCCUCUUUCACGCCGCCCCUUCAUGUCACUUUCUGCGAGGAUCAAGACGAGGAAACGGCGAGGGUUUCGCACAAAACCUGGCGGGUGUGACUGUGUGUGUCGGGGGGGGGGGGGGGGGGGGGGUGUGACAUCCCCUUUAAAAAACAGGCUUAUGUCGUCUUGACAUUCCUCUGUGUUUCAAAGAAAAAAAAAAAUAGACCCGAUAAAUGGAUCAUGUCUAGAUGCCCCCCACCACCACUGGUCAUAUUUAUGGAGUAUAAAUUCACGAGAGAGUAGUUUCCAUAGUUAACAGCGAUGUUCUCAGCACAUAGCUAAAUAUCUGGAUCAUAAUUGAUUGUAAUUGGUCAGAUAUACGUGGUCAUAAAAACAAAGGUUUAACCUUUAAACUAAAGAUAUGGCUUUGUAUUUGUAGCAAAAGUAUAUAUUUGUUCAAUAGUGCUUUUAAAAAUUUAUUAUUCAAAAAUUGUGUAACAUUAUUUUGAGGAAGUUAGAUCUAUUCAUUUAAAAUUACGAACUAAUAAAUUGUGAAACAGAUGACAGACGAGAAAAUCAUGUUGGCCACGUGAGGUCAGCUGAUAAGAAAACUUGUGCAACAGACUCACGUGUUUAUCGGUAACUAACUGCACUUGAUUUAUUGAAUGCAAACUGGCCCCGUUUACAUUACUUAUAGUGACAUUUAACCUAUAGAUACAUCGUUUUCAAUCCAAUCAAAACUUGUCUAACUAUGAUAAAUAAUGUGUGCAAUUACAAUAAACCUAACAAAAUGCUGUCUCCUACAAAAUGGCAUUGAGUUUCCCCUGUAUCCAACAACCUGAUUUCAAUUUAUGCACUUCACUUUCUUACCAUCGUGCCGGGAUUAGGCAAGCGUACCUUGACCUUUGUGUGAACCAGAUGAAGCCAACAGAUUUUCUAUCUAUAAUAUUCUAUACCAGCGUUUUCAAACACCCCCCCCCCCCGGGGGCCGCAUUAGCUCAAUCGUUGAAAGGCCGUCACACAGUCAAGUACAUUAGUAUCAACCAUCAUCAUCAACCUGCAUAUUUCUCUCUAACAACGUCCGUCAGUGACGUCAGUGACGCUUAGGUUAAGUAGCGAGCAAAAUAAAAUUCCCGAUAAUUGCGCUAAAUGAGAUUCUUAAAAAUACCAUGUGUUCCAUGUGUUAACGUGUGUUCCAUGUGUCAACGUGUGUUCCAUGUGUUAACGUGUGUUACAUGUGUUAACGUGUGUUCCAUGUUUUAACGUUUGUUCCAUGUGUUAACGUGUGUUCCAUGUGUUAACGUGUGUUCCAUGUGUUAACGAGACCACUGUUGUGCUCGUUCGAGUAAACACAGACGUCACAUUUCUAUCUGCCCUCUUCACUCCACUUAACCAAAAAUACUCAUUAAUGGGACUGUAUCCAAAAAUACCCAUUAAUGGGACUGUGCAUGCACAUAUAUAGGAUAGUCAUUUGGAGCUUUGUGUCAGUUUUUAGUGAUGGGCACAAGUGCCCGCACUGAAACACAUGCAAUAAAAAACCCACUCUAGACCGUGGCAAUGCCUCAUUUUGGCGUAACGCUUUAAAACACUUAAUAGACAGUUGAAACUUUGACAAAAUUAAUAUUUGGGAAAAAAGUAUAAAAUAUGGGAUUUAUGUCAUGGGUAUGAUUUGUGCAAUCAGAUGUUGAACACACGCCACCUCAGAGUAUAAAAUGGAGUUUUGGGGGUGGGGUGGGGGGGGGGGGUUGUUACUGCGUUUUCUCAACUCACCCAGCUGUAUAUUGCCAUGGCUUAACCUCAACCCCCUCAGACGUACCUUAUUUGGGAAAAAAGUAUAAAAUAUGGGACUUAUGUCAUGGGUAUGAUUUGUGCAAUCAGAUGUUGAACACACGCCACCUCAGAGUAUAAAAUGGAGUUUUGGGGGGUGGGGUGGGGGGGGGGGGUUGUUACUGCGUUAUCUCAACUCACCCAGCUGUAUAUUGCCAUGGCUUAACCUCAACCACCUCAGACGUACCUCAGACUACGCAAGUACCUCAGAUGUACGCAAAUGUAUCUAACAUUCAACCCAAUAUUCAAUUAUUCCUAUAUUGUCCUCUCCCUACAUGAUUGUCAUAUGCCGGGCGACUGAACAAAGAACAAAUGCAAACACAAAUGUUCUAUUCUCUGACGGCCAAACACACAUUUGAAGAAGGCGGCACGGAGACAUCGUCGUGAGGGAUCAUCUGGGUCAAGGACACUCAGAAAUAACAAGACACAUAUAAGCGCACAUGCCAAUGAGAUCUAUAUUGAGUAAAUACAGACAUAUUUAUUGCUACCCUACUUAAUGAUUGUGGAUACCUAGGUUUGGACUCAUUUACAACCAAAUGUCGGAAAUGAAACCUGAUUUAUUUUUUUUUUAAUUCGACAAACCGUUUGAAAACCAUUUAUAAAAAAUAAGAUCUAAUAUUAGAAUCGCUUUUGCUACGAGUUGUUAUUCACGUAUGUGUAACACCCAAUAUAAUGAACAUGCGGCUUAGAGUAUGAUUGUCUCAUCAUGUUCCGGUUUUGUAUUUGUUCUAGCGUUUCUUAGCUUGUCAUGUACACUUUGUGAAAUUUAAGCGUUUCUUAGCUUGGCGUUUAUACUUACUAGUGGAGUUUUAGCUUUUCUUAGCCUGGCGUGUACACUUUGUGUACUUUGUCCGCGUUGAUUGCCAUCAGUCAAUCGAUGAGAUCUCAUCCAUUUGGAUUACCCAAGGCUGUCAGAACUCUCGUGACUGGGUUAUCCUGAAUUGACUAUCCUGUCACGGUGGUACUGUCAUGGUUGUCCUAACUGGGCUGUACUGAAAGGGGGUGUACCCUCUGGGCUGCGUGCUGGCACUGUUGUCCUUACAGAACUGUCUUAACUUGGCUGGGAUGUACUGACGUGGCUUUAAUGGGCUAUUAUUUGACGGAGACACCAAAAUACGGUUGAAUGGGUGGGCAGCCUAACUACAAGACGCUGUUUCCGAAACAUGCACUGUUCAUAAGUGGGGUCUACUAGAGUCUAGACCUACUGUGUACUGGCAACAUCAUGUCCGUCUCGUUCACUACUUGACUUUAUUGUUAAGGGUCGGACGGGACUAGAUUGCCAAUGUUCUCUGCGAAUACUGUUAAUAAUAUUUUUUUUAAGGAAAAGGGUCAUUAAGGGAUAACUCGGUUACGCUUCAGUCAUACCGUGUGCAUUUAUCCACAAUUAGGUAAAAGAUAAUUGCUAUGUAAAUCACUAGUGCGUGGGGUGUCACGGGCGCUAAUAGCUUCUAAAAAAAAUCAACAACAACCACAUUUCCCAAGAACUUUAGCUACCGGGUAACUUUUAAAAUGCAUUUAGUAAGAAAUAAUGAACGUAUUUGAGUUUUUCUUUGUAUCAACAAAACUGGUAUUUUAUUGUAUUUUACGAGACUCUGAGUUGGGUUUAUGAAACUUCAGAGUUUAAGGGACUUCUUUCCUAAAUUAAAUUGUUUUGAACAGACGCAUACAUGAAUAUUGAGCAAGCAUAUUGAUCCUCAUCUUUCAUAAAUAGUUACAGUAAACUCUUGUAAUAAAAGGAACCAUUUGUUUUAAGUGACGUGUCAUAAAUUUAAGAACAGUCAAAUAUCCGCGCCCCGACGUAUUUUAAAACAGAAACACAACCUUACAAGCACAGAACAUGGUGCAAUGUAAUAAUCUUCUGCACAUAGCGUCACAUGACGUGUUUCCCAGCGUAGCAAGUAUAAUAGCCUUGUACAAGAUGGCGUGGUCCAACGAUCGUUGGUCGUCAUCGGGCUCUUAUCAUGGCUUAGUCCUCCCCUCCCCCCCCCCAAACCCCGUCCCCCAAGAAACACAGACACAUAGUUUUUUGUGUGUAUGUCUAUCUUCAUAUGAUUUUGUUAGCCUAAUUACGUCCUGUUAUAUCCUACGAUAUCAUUUGGUUUCAUGAACUCAAGCAAGUUCAUUACUGCCAGGAUGACCAUGAACUCAUUCCUCAAACAUUUUGUAUAAUAAAAUUAGACCACCUAUGGUUGUAUUGGACUGGAACUAGUAUACAUUUAAACAAUGAUGGUCUGAUGGGUAGGGGCAUGUUUUCCCUGUCUUUUGACACUAUCUCAAAAUUAACAAAUGUCACUAUACUGUCACAUGUUUGGAUUUUGUACAGUAUGAUCUUAUUUUACUCCUGUGCUUAGUGUAUAUGACUGGUACUAACUCUGAAUAUGUACAUGUCUUUCUGAUUCUCAUCAAACUUAUUCCUAGAUCAUGGUACUUGAUCCCUUCAGUUUUACAACUCCAGUUGGAGAAUCCUUACCUAGGUUGUAUUGUCUCAUUUGACACCCCCACCCCCUCUUUUACUGGUCAAAUUCAUUGACGGCUUAUCAAGACUUCACUGAUAUGCACUAACAUCUCCCUUGCUAGCAUUGUCGCUAGUGUCCCAUAGCCAAACUAACCAAUAGUGUAUGCAGUUGCUCUUUUAUUACUGAUACAAUCCAUCUCUCCAGCAUCUGUUUGACUCCACUGGCUCACACACAGCAUCUGGCAUAUGAAUGCAGUGUAAUUGAAUAUCAUACAGUUAAAAUUGAUUUUUUUUUGGGCAAACAGUCCCAACAUUAAAUCAUUUCUUGGGGCAGAGAGAUUUAAUGAAAUUCAAGUUAUAAUUAUUAUUAAGAGGUUCCACAAUGCUCUUACAAGUGGGUAAAGCUGAAUUGUUCUGUUGGCAAGGGUUUAAAAGAGAUAUAAAAUAGAGACACUGAUUCAAAUGGCAAUACUGAACAAACUAAGAAUAUCAGAAUAGUGUUUAAAAUAAUCAAUCAAUAUUUCUACGUUUGAAAGCACACCUUGAUCCUUCUGAUGAAAUGAUUAGUCCUGACUGUGAAUUCAUGAACAAAAGAAAUCAGAUCUUGAAGGAAAUUAUUGAUUUUGCUGUAAGGCCAUAAUAAAAAUCUGAUUAUUUCUUGUUUGAAAUGAGAUCCCAGUUCUAGCAUGUCGGAAUAUCAGUGUGGAGAUAUAAUUAAAUCAUGCUACUGUGUUGUGUAACUUGAGUUAUGGGGUUCAAGACAUCAUAUCAUGCCAACAUCUGAGCAAAUGGAGCUUAAUGAUGAUUGAAGUUUUUAAAAAUCCAAUUAAUCUUCUUAAGUUUGCAUUUUGUUUUUACCUGGGAUGGAAUGUAAUGAUAUUUAAAGUCCAGAAUGUAAAUAUUAUUUUGUUCACCUGGGUCACAGCAAACCACUUGGGCCAAAGGUCUAACCUUAUACUGAACAAGUUUUUUAGAUUUAAAUUUUUUAUUUUAUUUUUACCUACAAUCAAUUUAUUGAUCAUUCUGGCUCCUGGUUUGAAUUCAGAGUUUGCCUUCUCUUAGAUGAGUUGCCGUCCAAUGCUAGCAAGUCCCAUCCACCCUUGAGAUGUUUUUGUUUGUCUUGGCUUUGGUGGGGAUUGAACUCUAGAUCACCAGCUAUUUGGAUUGAUUCAAUUUAGACUGCUCGGCCACCUAUCGCCCAGUUUGAGCAUGUUUUGCAUAUUCUAAGCCGGUGUUUCUCACAAUGGUGGUCAACGGACUGGCGCGGGCCUGCCAGUCUUACGUUGCUGGUCCGCACAGCAUGAAUAUUUAUGGUCUAAUAAAAAGAAAGUGUACUUAAUAAAUCUGGCACCAGUCCCUGAUGCAAUUUCCAAAUGUGUCCACAGGUCAGCAGAAGUUAAAAGUUUGGGAAACUGCUCUUAGCCAUGGAUAUGAAAAAAAGAUGAUUUAACAUUCUCUUUAUGUCAACUAAUUGGACACAAAUAAAUUUGUGUAAAGAAAACAAUAUAGGUUCAGCUUUAAUAAUGAUCAUACAGAAUACAUAUUUAAACGUUUCCACAAAAGCCUUCAUCAGUGCAAAAAAACAAAGAAACAUUCGUAUUUCGUAUAAGUAUAAAUUAAAUUUACAAAUAUACAUUUAUCCUACCUAAAAAUGGGAGAAAAGAAUAAAAGUGGGCGCAAGUCUAAAUUUCAAUAUUUUCGUUUUCCAUUCACUUUAGAUUUCCCAGUCUGGAGUUUUGAUACUAUCUGAAGAAGAGAAAAGAACAUUAAUAUCAGAAGGCUACCCCAUUCCUACAAAACUGCCGCUAACUAAACAGGAGGAGAAGAAUCUGAAGAAGAUAAGGAGGAAAAUCAAGAACAAGGUACAUUGAAAUUCUGCAUUGUCUUAUGGGUCGGAAGAUGCUGGUGUCAUAGUUUUUCCUGUUAAAUUAACUGUCGAUAGAUUCUGGAUUUAUCUCUAUUCAAGUUAACAAAUUUGUCUCAAAUGUACAGCAGGCAUUUAAUACAACUACAAAAAUUGCUGACCUAAACAUUUUAUCAUUGUAAAACUGCCGGCUGGACAGCCAUCUGUUGUGUAAGUUUCAUUUAAAAAGACACUCUUUAUUAAAGUUAAUCAUAUUUAUCACAUUUUUAUUUAUAUAAUGAUUCAUUUGUAUGUUUCUGUUGAUAUUUUUCUUUGAAAUAAAAAAUGUUUAUGUGAUAAAAUAUAAUGAGUUAACUUUUUAAUUCACCAGAUAUCUGCUCAGGAAAGUCGCAGAAAAAAGAAAGAAUAUUUAGAAGCAUUGGAAAAAAGGUAAGCUAUAUGUUUUUAUUGUAGUUUUUUUUAGCUCUCAAGAGGUCUAACACAUUGCAGAAAAUGUCUCCUAAUGUAUUGUUAAGAAUCAAAUGGAGAAAUUUGUGGCAUGUCUAUGACAGCUGGGUUACCCCUUGAUUGAUUUAUUAAAUGCUGGUGCGUGUUUUUCUCAUUUGUACCAUUUGUAUAACAUUAAUAAUUACUAGCUUUGUCUCACAAAAAUUAAUUUCUAAAUACAUUUUAUAAUAAAUAUUAAUUAAAAAGAAUUCGAAAAGUACUUAUUUAAAAAAAACAUUUGCCUCACAAUAUUAAUAACUGGCAAAAAUUAUUUGGUGCCUGUUAACAUAAAAAUCAGCCUAUCACAUUUGACUAACAAUUGUUGUUUUUUUGUUCUGCUUCAGAAAAAAAUUAUCACUGUUAGAACAAAUGUGAUUUUUAACUUUAGAAAAGAUCCCUAAAAGCCAUAUGCUAGAUUAUUUUUGAUGCUCUGCUAUGACAUCUCUAAUCGGAUGGUAAAAAAUAAUUUGCAAUUCUUCUUUAUCUAGAGUUGAAGCAUACAAUCAUGAAAAUAACGAUUUGAAGAAAAAAGUGGAGAAUCUAGAAAACAAUAACAGGUAAGCUAUAGAGCUACUCCUCUCUUGUAAUCGUGCUGGAUUUUUGAAUUGGAAAUGUUGUCUCUCGUGCUUGGCUGCCAGAACCUAUUUUCCUGACAUUUCAUGUCUUUAAGAUCUGAGUGUUCCCAAUGUUGGCACGUAGCAGAGGUGGCAGCCUUUUAAUUGUGCAACACCCUCAAUGUUUUUCUGUCCAGCAAAUGCUUUCAGUGAAACUUGUAUUGUUUGUCUUCUGUGGAUGGCUUGUAUCUGCUCAAAUGCAAAGGCAGAUUUUGUAAAUGUAAUCCAGGGCACAAUGAGUAAAGCACUGGAAGAGUGUGACUGAGAAUGAGAGCCCCCUUUAGCGUAACUGAAUGAACCAGUUGAAUUUAUAUUUAUGUAUGUGUCAUUAAAUCAUCUGUUUGGUCACUGAGGAUCAAUAUUAUAAGCAGUCCAUUGGUACUGUACAAUCUCUAAAUUGCAGGUUAUCACACAUACCACAAAGUCACAAGAAAUCUGUAAUUUAAAAAAAAUAAUAUUAGAACUCUUCUCUUCUGUUAUAGGUUAUUACUAGAUCCACUUUAGAAAUGUCAGGUUAUGUCACAUGCAAUUGCCUAGAUAGCCUUUAUACAGGCUGUUACAAAAAUCCAAUGUUAUUUUUUUUACAUUACAACUCUUCUCUUCUGUUACAGGUCAUUACUAGGUCAACUUCAGAAACUUCAGUCUCUGGUGAGCAAGAUGCCAAAAGCUGCAGCAGCCUCAGCAACUCAAACUGGAACAGCAUUGAUGGUCAGUGAAUACAAUGUUCAAUUUUUGUAUGUUGAGGGAGUCCUUUUAUUGCCUGUGCAACCAUGUAUGCCAAAGCAAUUGUAUGGGCAAUGAAGGCAUCAACUGAUCCACAUUGUUAAUGGUUGAAUCAAGUAGUUGGCCCUGUCUACUCUGGCAUUCAUCACUUGCCUGCUGGUGUGGUGUUGUCCUUGUGGCCAAAAGUAGGAGCAAUGAUAAGAGACUACCAUUUGGUUCAAUGGCUUUUUCUUUUUUUUACUAAGACUGGAAAGCAGCCCCCUGCUGCAAGUAGCAUAUUAAUUUCUGUGUGUCUUGUGUAACUUGGAGAUUGGGAUGAGGUGGGGGUGGGAUAAGGAGGUGGUGUUGAGUCUGUUAUCUUGAAGUGCUUGUUCCAGAGUUAGAGUGUCUGAGAUUUUAUGGGAUUGAAAUGGAGAAUACUAUUUAAAGUUUAAUUUUUAAAAAAUGGCCAUUGAUUUUAAAGGUCAAAAUGAUGCUUUGGCAAACAUGACUUGUCUAAAACAGCAGGAACAAAGUUUUAGACCUAUCCAUCUUUCCAUUGCUUUUAUUAUUUGGUUCUUAUUAUUUGUGGUGUACCUUCUUACAAUUUACAUUUCAAUUGACCCAUAGUAGUCUCUCACUUGUCUUUAUAUUUUAGUAGCAUUCUAGUCAAAUGAAAUUUCUACUGUUUCAAAGGAAGGGGGGUGGGGGACAGACCAAUUCAAUUAAGAAAACUUAUUGGUAUUGAAAAUCUAAACAGAUAAUUAUGGUUAGUGAAGACAUCCAUAGUCUUCCAUCUAUCAUUAAAAUAUUAUUGACAGUUACAUUUUUCUUCUGUCUAUGCUUCCAAGCAUUUUGUCUCUUUAUUUUCAUGUGGUUAAUGCAUUUUUCAUUACUCUGGGGUUUAUUUUGUUUGAACUAGGAUAUUGGAUCUCUCAAGUGAACAGUGCAAAAAUAAAGCAUAAAUCUCAAAUAAUCUUUCCAUUAAACAUCUUGAAAUAUUUCUCAUUGUUAAAGUACUUAACAAUGCAAAGGAUAAUAUCCUUGCAGAAUUAAGUGGCCUUAUAAUAAAUACAAAUGGAAUAGUUUCACUCGGGGAAAAAAUAUUUUGCACAAGGCAAAUAAUCAGUUCUAAGGCUGCUAAGUGUAUCAACAAAUUCCCUACCUUAAAAUAGUUAGGACACAUGUGUCAGGUUUGAAAUGAUUAUCUUUAAAAAAAAAAAAAAAAAUUUAAGUUCUGUUAGUAGCUGUAACUGUUUUCUAAAAUUACUGCUUUUUUGUCUUGUAAAAAAUUUUGUGAAGAAGAUGGCAAUGUUUAUCCUACUUCAUCACCCCUUUCUUUGGUUUUGAUGAGUGUCUACACUAAGAAUAUUUUUUUAGGGGUUGUGUUAGUGUACACAUCUUGUUUGGAUCAAACUUGAACUGUGUAUGUCAAAAAUCCAUAUCCUGUGAUUUACUGACACUGCACCUCAACUGCUCUGAAAGCCUACAUUUUUUUGGAGAAACUUUCUAUUCAUAGUGUAGUUAUUCAUACUGUAAGUUUGGACUGUGAUCAACUGACAACAGUAUUGCAGAAAUAAAUCUAUGCAGUGACAAAGUAAUUGGAAGGACAUCAGGAUUUAAGAUGCACCAGUAGCAGAAAUUUAUUUGGUAAUAAUGUGUUAAGGGAAAGAGAAAAUGAUGAAGGAAAAGCGUGGGGUGGGAGGGCGGGGGUGAGACAUGUCCACUCUAUUUCUGAUAACACCUCUAAAAUGAGUUUAAAGUGUUUUUUGGUGCUGCCUGAUAAAGCAGGUUUAUUGGGUUAGGAGAUGGGGGGGGGGGGGGGAAUAAGGGGGGGGGAAUAAUGGGCUAAUCUGUGAAAGAAAUCAGCAUUACAAUUAUGACACAGUUGUCAUGGCAUCCAUUGCUUUUUGUUUUGUUUUUAUUUUUUAUUGCAUCCAUUCAUCUUCAGUCGUCACAGCAUACAUUGUUCUUCAGUUGUCACUGCAUACAAUUUUCUUCAGUCGUUACAGUAUCCAAUGAUUUUCAGUUGUCACAUCAUCCAAUGUUCUUCAGAUGUCGCAGCAUCCAGUGCUCUUCAGAUGUGACAUCCAUUUAUCCUCAGUUGUCAGUUUCUCAAUGGUUCUAUUUUAAGCUUUUUUUCCUACAACCAGGAUUUGGUGUUCACAGAAAGUAUUAAUAAUGAAAUAUUUACAAGUCUCUCAUCAUUCUAAGAUUAUUCAACUUGUUGAGAAAUAAAACUAUGCACGUUAAUUCAGAGGAAUAACAUAUGUAUUCUUUUUUUAAAAUAUGAGCAAAAUCUCACAUAUUUCAUCAUCUUUUUGACAAAACAAUAAAAUGUGCUUAUAAGCCAUUUGAAAUAGAGAUGAUUGAGAGAAGCAUGGCAUUUGUGCAGCCACAGUUUUGACAGAUAUGUUUCUGGUAGUGGGGAAAUGGUGGGAGGCUUGUUGUGAGGAAGUGUGUGUCACUGAAAUGAGGAUUCAUGCCAAGAUUAAUUAUAGUGCACUUCCUGACUAAUGUUUUUGGAAAACUCUUGAGAUGUUUCUCAGUGCCUUUGAAUACAAUAUAAUAUUUUAUUAUUGUAGCCAUUAGGAUUCACAUAUAAAUAGCAAAAAGCUGCUGAGCUUAGCUGAAUGAAGUCCCUUGGUUUUCAUUCAGCAGAAAAUUGCCUAAAAAGUGUGUUUGGAGGGUGUGUAUGUGUAUGGGUGGGGGCGGAGAGAGAUGAGGAGAUAAAACAGUCAAAUACUGGCUUCUCUGGGGCUUAGUUUUUUUUUUUCUUUCUUUUUGUUAUUUUUAUGAGUGGUCCUCUCAGCAAGCUUCUCCUGUGUCAGUCUGACCUGCCUCCCUAAUGGUCUAGCGGCACAGUUCAAAUACCACCUCUAGACAUGGAAGUUGUUUAGUGUUUUUUGCAUAUGUUAAUUUUUCUUUCUUUAGCACCCUCACCAUUUUAUUGGCCAGUUAAAAUCUUUCACAUUUGGGUGAAUAUUGGGUUAGGAAUUAGAAGUGUUUGGUGGUGUUGGAUUUGAUCAAAGAUAUGCUCAUGUUGUGCAAUGUCACUAAAUCAAUAAGGAAAACAUAGAGAAACUUUAGACCUGGCAAUUCUAACAGAUGUUCCACCUGACUGUGCGCCCAAAAGUCACCUCUGAACAUAAUUUGUAGGCAAGUAUAAGCUCAGGUGGGACAAUGAAACCCAAGCUGAGAUAACAGAAUUAUGUAAGAAAAUGUCCAAUAACGUUGAGCUGAUAGUAGUGAUGUGCUCGGUGUUCAUUUUAAUCCUGUGCUAAUGGAAUAUUUUAUAGGUAAAUGUUUAUGAAAGCUUUAGUAGGAAAGUCACCUGACUUGUUGGGGAUCUUGUGGUGCCUAGAGUGUAUUGACCUUUUCUUAACCAAGGAGCACAUGAUUCAUAACAAAAACAUCCCUUUAAGUAUGUGGGUGAUAUUUAUCAUUUCAUUUUUGCUUCAUUUUUGUGACCAUUAUCAAUGCACCCUGUGGCAGGCAUGGCCUUCAAGCCCAAAGUGUGCUUACAAACAGGCUUUUGCAGAUAAAUUAUGAAACGGUGAAGAUACCAACAAUAGGGAGACUUUCACAAUGUCUCAGUAUGUUUCUCUUAUCUGGUGCUGUGUCACAGAUAAGGCGUUUGAAGAGAUUUUAAACUUCUGACUGCAUACAAGACACAAACUUUGUUCCCUGGGGUUGGUGACUCGCGGGUGUCUGGGACAUGAUGAUGAAGAAUGUACAGGAAGUUGAAAACCUGUUGGUUAUCGCAUAAAGAAAAGGUCAGGCUGUGAUUUAUUUCUGGUCAACUGAGAUGUAUGACCUUGUGUGCAGAGAUGGAAGACUGGAUGGUUUUUGUGCUGCUGGUCGCUGUUUGAAACUAAUUGGGAGAUGUCACCAUUGAGAAUUUUGUCUUUGGUUCUCAUUAGCUCUCAUAAAAACACUUUUUUUUUUUACUUGUCCUGUUGUUUUUUCUUUUCUCAUCAGUGGGGAAUCAAGUUUUGAUCUAUGUUUUAAAAAAUGUUUCUGCUUAUUUUUAAUUUUUUUUUGUUAAGUAGACUCUCAAACUAGACUGCAUCAUGAUGUUGAAGUAAAAAUUAAUUUCUUUUGUUGAUAGAUUUUCAUUUUAAAAAAAUAGACAGAAGCGGUUUGUUUUCUUGUAAAGGAUUUUUGGGGGGAUGUAAAACAAUCAGAUCCAUAUUAAAUUAGUCACUUGUUUUGUGUUAUACAUGCGCCCCCCUCAUGCCAAACAAAAAAAAAAAAAAAAUGCAAAAGAGAAGAAAAAAAAAAAUAAAUAAUGAGUGUUCUUUGUGCUAUCCAAUAUCUUGAGGACUCCCUGGUGGUGGUCAUGCAGUGGUGGUGCUGCUCUAACUUGCCUAGAAAACACAUUCACCGUUUCAGUUUUAUUUUCAGUGUACAGCCAUGUUUUUAUGGUCCAUGAGAUCAAUAGCAACAUGCAGGUGUUCUGUGAAGUAACAAAGGAAAUACGCAUCUCAUUUCUAUAGUCAAUAGCUUGUAUUUGAUCAUUGGACAGAAAUAGGUCUCAAGCUCCCCUGUGCAUUAGUUAAAGAUUUAUAUUCAGCAUACUCUUAGCAAUGAAAAAAGUUUCAUUAAAAGAAAUCUCUCCUAAUAUUUACUCUCAUUUUUAGUAAUGCUUUAAAUGUUAAAACCAAAAAUUAUAGCAAUGCACACCAAGUUGUAGCAUUGCACCACCCAUCAGGUGCCCCACAACUAUUUGACACACCACCCUCUAUCAGGUGCACCACCGCCCCCUAUAAGUGGUAAUGCCUAAGUUUGUUGUUGUAACCAUCCCAGUAACUAGUGCUUACCUACUUACUUACUCACUCCACCACUGCAGGUUCUUGUGUUUUGCUUUGCGGUAUUUCUGGGAAGCAUGUCACCAUCCAACCUAAAUAUUGGCUACGCCACCAAACCCCCUAUGCUUGGAUUUGUACAACCUGCUAGUGUGGUCUUGCCACAGCAAGAGAUGGGACCAAGAAUGAUGCCUGCUCAGGACACCUCCAAUCCGUAUGCCACUCCUAACAGUAAGUCUUUUCAUCACAGAAACAUGUUUCAAAGAUGAAGUACUACAACCACAUUUGGUCAGGUUACAUUUUAGAACAAUUGUAUUUAUUUAAAAGGUACACGCUCCAAGGCAGGGGUCUGAAUCUACAGUUAGGGCCACAGGAGAAUUUUGGAAGGGCCCUGGGCUUAUAAACACAUAAAUACAUCAUUAGGCUAUUUCUGAUUACAAUUUAUGACACAUAUAAGUUUGGACUGUGGCCCACAAGUCUGAAACCAUUGCAAACUCGGUAACCUCUAUCUUUUACCCUAGAUUUCCUUCCUUAAUCAGUAACAUUGGAGCUCAAUUAACUGAUUUUUAUUUUGUUUUUUAAAAAAAAACGAGGCAUAUUAAAUGUAUAUCAUUGAGAUCAUCGCAAUAAAAUGUAAGGUUUAUCUUUAGGUGAGGGCUAAAGGUGCCUAAUGCUGUUUUAUAAUUCUUGGAAUUUCCAAUGCUGAAAAUUUUCUAAAGAAGUUUUUGUUGCUUCUACAUAUUCAGACCUGUUUACUCUUAAGAUUUUGGCGUACAAUGUACGAUUUUGAGGUGUAUAAUUUAUAUAUACUGUAUGUUUAUUGUUUAUUAUUAAGAUAAUGCAUUGAACGAUUUUGUGAAGAUAUUGUACGAUCUUAAGAGUUUGAGGGUAAAUAGGUUUGCAUAUUGAAUAAUGUCACAUUUUACUAUCCCUACAUAAAAAAAAAAAUGAUUGAAACAAGCAAAACAGCUGUAUUCAAAUUAUCAUGUGCCUUUAAAAAGAAAGAAAACAAAUUUUAGGUGGGUCAAGAUAACAUUUUGUUGCCUAAGGCUCUAAACACAUGUAUUCUAAACAACAUGCCUGCAUUGAUGAAGUCAUUAUUAGUUUGCUAAGCCUUAGAAACAUCCAUGGCUUUAAAUUGAUAUAAAAAAGAAUUCUGAACACUGUGAAUCAAUGCUGGCCCCGGCCAACAGCUGUUUCCUUCAAUUGAACUGUGUUUGAAUUACAGGAGAGUUUCCAUCCUAUAAUGUGAUCAAUAUGCUAAGUAUAUUUUAAGUACCUGAACCCACACAACUGCAAACACACCAAAUCUCCAUCCCUAAUCUAUCAAGCCAGCCAAGGAUAUCACUGGGGUGUGCAAAUUCCCACACAUCAAUAUCACAAGCCUUUAUAGUUGCAAGAUGUUGUGAGGUAAAAAUUGAUGGAAACUUGAAUUAUGGCAACAGGCUGCACCAGGGUCAAUACUUUAGGGCUUUAAUCUGCAUAUCUAUGUUCUAAGUCUACACAGUAAAGUUCUACUGGAAAGCAGUUUAUGAAAUCGAGAUAAUAAGACACUAGCUCAUGAAAUAAAUGAUAGAACUUGCAUCAUUCUGUGAGCCUGAACAUGUAGAUUCACAUUUUAAGAUAAUUUUAGCAUUGAUUACAAAUGCUAUGAAUGCUACUAGAUGGCAUGAAAUCUGUUUGAAAAAGUUUUUUUAAAAUCUAGCAAUUCAAUUACUUAACACACACACACACAAAAUUUAAGUUGUUUUAUUAAAAAAUAUCUUUUAAUGUGCUAUUUCUUAAGAAAAAAAAUACUGUCUGCCUUAAACAAAAUAAAACCCUUUAUUAAUUAAUCUUUCUGAACUGUAAUUCUGUUUUUUGAGGGCAAGAAUAUUAUAAAUGUAUGCAAAUAUAUACUUUCAGUGUCAGAUUAAUGAAAAGAAUUAAAAAUAAAGUCUUGUUUAUUGUCAUUUAAUAUAUUCUACAUUUAAUAAUAUUCUAUUUUUCUAAUAAAUGUAUACAAAUGUAUAAUUUCAAGUUUCUUUUAGGGACAUAUUGAGUAAUUUAAAUAUAUAGAAUAUUUUUUCUUAAGUGUCAUUUGAUAUAUUCACAGCUCUUUCUAACCUGUUUUUUUCUUCCCCUCUCAGUAAAAUCCAGAAUGCUUAUGUCUGUGGACCAGGAUGACUUCUGUGAUGACUUUAGGACAAUGCCUUGGGACAAUGACAUGCGCUGCCCCCUGCCUGAACAGAGCAUGGACAUGAAUGACAACCUGCCUAACCCUGGCAUUGACCUACUUGGAGGUGCCGAGAUCCCACCGGGAGGUAAAACCACCCCGGACACCACUGUGGUCAUGGUCGUCGCCGCUAACAUGGAGAACAAGAGUGACUACAUGGGGGACUCAUAUCGUCACGGGGCCGUCAUGCCAGACAUCAAGCUUGCACACCAGGAGAUGCUCAAACACUCGAGAAUACAGAACAUGUCUGCAGAGAUGGAAACAGCUUGAAGGACACAGCCGAGUCUUCUAUUAAACGUAAACAAAAGCAGGUCAUCAUCAACGUCCAAGGCUUUAAGUUGAUGGUUAAAAUAGGAAUAAUUAAUCAAUGAAUUCUGUUCAACCUUGCCACGCGGGAAUAAUUAAUCAAUGAAUUCUGUUUAAUCUUGCCACGCGCAUGAUAAACGUUGAGAAAUUUUCAACAUAAAACCAUGGUCAGAAGUUAAUGAAAAGGAAUGUCAGAUGACGUAGGAUAAUCUUUACUGAAAUAACUGUUGCUAAAAGGUAAAAAAAAAAAUAGAUAAAAAAAAAUACAGCAAUUAUCUUAAGCAGUCAACAUUUUUAGCAACUUUGCCCUUUUUUAAAUGUAUAACACAUUGGAAAAUGUCAUCUUAGACUGUAUACCUGAUAAGAAACCUCAACUUCUUUAAACCAACUCAACAAAUUAUUUCUUAAAGGGAAAUAACUCGAGGACUAAUAAUUUUGUUUUCAGCUUUUAAACAUUGGCCAACAUUUUUCUUUAACUUUGAAGGUCUUAAAGUUACCUUACUAUAUGAAUUUUACUUUCGAUUGUUGUUUUGCUAAAAUAUUUACAGCUGCAAAUAUGGUCUCCGCAUGCUCAGUUUAAUAACAUGUACCAAAUGCUGAAAUGUACAUAGCUAUAAAUUUAAUGUUUAUCCUGUAUCUUGUGAUGCCUUGCUUCUUCAAUGAGUGGAGCUUAUCAGUAUAAUGCUGAUACUUUGCUUUAAAAAAAACAUCAAAGAUUCAAGGAAAUGGAAAUCUACUGUUCCAAGAAAACUGCUUGAUAGUAACACUAGACUGCUGUGAACUGUUGUUUUAUCAGCAACUUGUUUCAAUAUCUUAUUCAUUUAAAACUACUGAUGCUGUGAAUUGUGAUUUCAUUUAUAAGAAGAAUUUUAUUUUUAUCUUACAAUAAAAAAACAACAACAUCUCAGCAUUAUUUCUAAAAUGAAGACAGAGUAAUCCUAAUGUUGUCACUGAUUUUUUUUAGAGAGAAAUAGCUUGCCUUAGUUAUAAUGUAUUACUUUUACUUUCUUGUGAAAGAAGAAAACAAAACCUUGACAAAAUAUUUGCAUUGUUGGGUGUCAAGUGUUGAAGAUGACCUAAAUGUGUUAAUGGUCUCUAUGGUGAUUCUCUCAAUGUUUGAGGAGGCAUGAAUCAUAAGUACUGGGAAGAUUGACUUAUAAAUGUGAUGGGUGAGCCUGGUUUGGAUGCUGGUAAAAAAAAAAAAUGUCACUUCAAUUGUAUAUAUAUCCUUAUUUCGGACUCCAUAUUUGACUUGUUAUUGUUUUAGAACAGACAUUUCAGCUCACUGACCUACUUUUCCCUCCUAAGUUUUCCCAUUGUUAAUCACUGCCUUGCCUGAGCUAGUUGUAAGUUUUAGUCCACACCAGUGGUGUUCUCUGGGGUGGGGAGCCCCAGGUUUAAAAAUUUAAGAGGCAAAAAAAAAAAUGGGAAAGUGUUGUUUUUUUUUGGUUUUUUUUAAUGAGGCCAAUUUUGUGCCUAUUUAUCUAUAUUGGCUUAUUUUGAGAGACAAUGGAACUUUACAAAUGUCUGUACUAGCCCAGAACCACACCUCUAUCUUAAAUGUAAAUUUUUAGUAAUUGAUGUUAGAAAGACAUUAGGGCCUCUCAACCUGUCUCUUAAUGUUGAAAUUAAUAUACAUUUUUUAACAUUAAAAAAAAAAGAUUAUCCGUUUUGAAAAAAGUAUUACUUCAUCGAAAACUCUUAAAAUUUCAGGUGUCAUAUAAAACUUUGUACUGCAUUUAUUGAGCACUUUAAUUAAGAGUAUCAUAAUCACCAUUAUUUUCAAUUUAUUUUUUAUUUUAUAUGAAAUUUUAAAAGUAAAAAAAAUAAAAAAAGAAUAUAUGCAUGCCAAUGAACGCAAUUUAAAAAAAAAAAUCAUAUUUUUAAUAUAUUACUUUUUUUUGCCGUCCAGUUUUAUUUUUCUCAUUUUUCACAAUUGGAUUAAUUUAUCAAUUGCUAAGUGCUGUGUGAGGCCAGAGAAUCAAUCUAGCUGCUUGAAGUCAGUUACUACAUAUUUCGAAGGCCAAUUGUAAACUUUUGUUGCUGAAAUAACAAGUCACCUGCAAAUUGAGUUUUCAGCUUCUAAGUUUGUCCCAAGUAAUAUUAAUGAGAAAUAUACUGGAUCUUGUAAGUGAUAGUUCAGUUUCUAAGGCCAUAAGUAGCUUUUUAAUAUAUAUAUUUUUAUUGUUUUGAAAUGUUCAUUGUUUUUGUAUUAGUCAUGCAUAGUUUAAUAUUCUUCCAGGGUUAGACGAAAUUCAAACCCAAAAAAAACAAACAAGGGAGGCUACUCCCUUAUAAAUUGGGCUUGCUAAUUUUUUACAAUUAUUUAUUUUUCAGACAUUUGGUUUCAGUUGAUCUUUUGUCUCCAAGAUAGUGGUGGGUAAUGAAGCUUUGUUGCAUAACAAUUUACUACAUCAAAGCCUUAUAUUUAUUCUAUGAAAAACAUAUCCCUAGUUAAACGUUCAAAGUCCUAUUACGUUCACUGAAUGAUUGGAAUAUUGCAACUGGUGACAAUGCCUCUAUGAGUUAAAGUGCUCAGUGUUAGGGACAUUUUGUUCCAAAUCGUGAGUAGAAGUAGAAGUGCAUUUAUCUUGGUACAGUUAGCCCAGCAGUUCUAUCACAAUAGUGGUUCAUUUUGUUUACCAUGUGUCUGUGACAUUUUACUUUGUAUAACCAUGGUGAUUCCCAACCUGGUCUGAAUUUCUGACCCAAGAAUAACUCAGGACA
Lymnaea stagnalis (great pond snail) is the source of this 51176-nucleotide messenger RNA. Lineage: Eukaryota; Metazoa; Mollusca; Gastropoda; Lymnaeidae. The record is from the annotation of a GenBank genome assembly.